Molecule: messenger RNA, 45944 nt
Organism: Cinara cedri
Lineage: Eukaryota; Metazoa; Arthropoda; Insecta; Hemiptera; Aphididae
Source: the annotation of a GenBank genome assembly
AUGUCGUUCGCGCACCACAAUAGGCGGUCAGUGUCGCCGUCGUUUUCGUGGCGGUACAGCGGCACCGACCCCCGCCGACACGUCAAAUCGGUUCCGUGCAAGUCGAAGAGAUCGCAACGGUGCGCCAGCGUGAUGGCCACUCCGGCCCGUCUGCCCGAACCGUUGUUGCUGGACCCGGACGGUACGACUGCACUGUUGAUCUAUCAGAAGAUAUGUUCGUGCCGUUUGCCAGAUUACCUAAGGUAAGAGUGUAGUGCCGGAAUGUUGUGGACGAUGGAUAUUAUUGCGUGUACCUACCGAAUAAACGGGGACGACCGGUCAUCCGGGCGCGUUUCGAUUUAACUGCGUAGGUUCACGGCGAUUUUGACGGUCCGUUGGAGCGCGCUACGCCUGCAGGUAACGGUAGACGGGGUAACUAUAUAAUAGUCAGGGUUCAGCAGUAUCUUCGAUACGAUAUUGUGUUUCGUUACUUGUAUCGCGAUACUGUUCCGGAAAGUAUAAAUAACCGCCGUAUAUUUCUUGAGAUAAAGCGUGCACGAAAAAAUAAUGUAAUUGAUGUUUUAAUUUCAAUAUAUCGAGUAUAUAUCAUAGUAUUUAAAAAUACAAUAUACAAUAUGCAAGUAUCGAGUACUUGCAAUACUUAUUGACACAUUGGUAUCUUGUAUCUGGACACUGAAAAACAAUGUAUCGAGUAUCUAAUUUUAAAGUAUUGAAAAAAUAAAAAUAUUUUGAUUAUUUUUUGUCGGGUACUUUUAAAUAAUCAUCCCCGGAUCAAGUAGGCACGUCCCUUGGAUCUGUGGAUGUAAAGGGCCCAUUUUAUCAUUAUAAAUGUGUACAAAAUAUUCGUUCAACAAUCUUGUAAUACACAAAUUUAUAUGGGCCCGAGGCCCACUGGUCUUUCUUAUCCGGCUUAGUAAAUCGUUCAUUAUUUUGAUGGUAAUAUCAUAAAGUAACUGUAUAAUAUUGUUGUCUUUUUACAUUAUGUUUGUUACAUUUGUUUAGUAAACAAUAAAAUACUGGGUUGAGGUGCUGUACAGCAAAUGAGCUAAUUUGUUAUAGUAUAUUAUUAGAUUAUAUUUAGUAAAUUUAAAUAACAUAAUUAUCAAUUAUGUUACAACACACUAAAACUCGUAUGCACUCGAAAUUAUUAAUGUAAUUAUUGGGAGAAAUAUAUCUUUUAUUGAGUAGCAUUUGUGUUUACUACUGUUUACGACACAUUACAAAUGCUUAAAUGCCAUAAAACCCAUUCUUAGCCUUGAGCGCAUACGUUUUUUUUUCCUAACAUCGUAUGGUAUUCCUUUUAAAUAAACCAUUCAUACUAUUAAUGAACCACCAGUUAAAGUGUGCAUAUAAUUAUAAGACUACGAAAAUAUUAUAAUAAACGUAUACAAUAAAGCAUUUUAUGACUUGUUAUGUAUUAUUUGUUUUAGAAUUUAGACUAUAGUUACUUUUCUUUUAUAAGCAUUCGUUAAAAUUAUUCUCGUGUUUUGUCAUGUUCGCAUUACCAUAGUUACUUCAAUAUUCAGCCUUUUCAAAUUAGCUAAACGUUUUUCUUGUUAUUAGCUAAAUUUAGUUUUUUUUUCGUUUACGAGAAUAAAAAAUAAUUGUACAUAUAUGUUGUUUUCACAUGAACAAUUGUUUUUUCUUUCUAAAAACUGUAUUUUCAUUAAAUUGAUUAGUACCUAUAGUAAACAUAAUUGUAUGAUUUUUCAGUGUUACACAAAUCUGCAAUUUUUAGAAAUCAAAACCAUUGUGUAAUAUUAAAAUUAAUUAAACAUUUUCCCACACUAAUAAUAAUGUUAUUAUAGCGUCUGCUUUGUAUUCAUAUGAAAAAAAUAUCGCAAACCAUCGUUCGUUAAACAAUAUAUAGACGUAAAAAAAAAAAAAUCAUUGUAGAUUCAACACUUGUCAUCGAGACCGCAUGGUAGACUAAUGAAUUUAACGUAUUUUGUAAAUCAGUAACAGAUGUCAACAUAAAAGCUAAUAAAUUCCAAUCUUUUUAAUCAUCUAUACCAAUAUAUGAUGUUAUAGUCAAUAAAUGUAUACAUAAAUUAUUAUUUGUAAAUAUAUUUAAACAAUACAUAAAUAACGAUAAUAAUAAAAUAUAAUUUAUUAGGUAAUAAAUAAAUUGACAAAUCAUAUGUAUAGGUGAUCGUGAUUUAGAUUGUGUGUUAAAUUAUUACUUUUUAUUUAUUAAUAAUUGAUAAAUAUAAUAUUUUACCUACCAUUAAAAGUUUAUAGUUAUUUUAAACUUGUAUUUGGGUACCAAACUAGAAAUUAAAUUGUUUUAUUUUUUAUCAACUAAUUUAGUAAUAGUUAAAUACUAUUUUACUAUAAAAUUAUAAAAUAUUUGAAUACAAUUAAAUAGAAUUAUUAGUGUGAUAUAUUAUACACUUGUUAUAUAAAUUACUACGAAAUUUAUUUAAAAAUAAAUAUUUACCUACAAUAAUACAAUUCUUCUUCUUUUUUUUCGCCGUCAAUCCAAUUAUUUGGGGUCGGCCAUCCUCGUUAUAAACUUCUAUGUAUCACUUGUGUUACAUAAAACACUAAACGUUUUUCUUUAUUUAUCCAACCACACUAGUUCUAUGUUUCAAAUAUUCAAAGCCACCGUUCUUUCGUACGAAACAUAGUACUUAAAAUUCAACCCCGUUUUAUACGUCACCGCUUAUUAUUAUUAGCUGUCUUGUCCUGUUCUUCCAAACACACACUUUGUAUACUCUGAUUUACUUCUACUUAUCCUUAGUCUCUUUCCUUCAAGUGCCACUCCCUAUUCCCCAAGCCUAUUUUCAAUUUUUUUUGAUUAUCUUCUAUAAAAAUUAUAUAAUCUGCAAACAUCAUGCACCGUGAUAUCUCGUCUUGUAUAUUUUUCUUAACUUCAUCCAUUUACCAUAGAAAACAUGUAAGGGCUCAAGGUCGAAUUCUGAUGACUAACCUUAAAAUCGUCUUUUAUUCUACACACAUUUCUUACACUUGUAUUUGAACCUUCAUACAUAAUAUUAAACUAAUAUACAAUCUCGGAACUCCUUUUCUCAUUAACGCUCACAUCAAAACCUUUCAGCACUCUGUUAUAAGCCUUCUCUCUUAAUCUACAGAGUCACUAUAGAAUAUUGUAUUGUAUUAUAUUAUAUUAUAUUAUAUUAUAAUGUAUAUAAUUAAUAAUUUAUUCGUUUUUAUUUCCGAUACAGAAGUAAGAGUUCAAGCCAAUCGUCAACGCCACCCCUUUCGUUCACAGAAUGCCAGCAACGAUCCAAUGGAGAACACGAGGAAGGGUCAGAAAUGUUCGAAGAACCUGUAGAAGAAGUGGUAAGUGUUUUAUCUCGUAUUAUUAUUAUUAUUUUGACUGACUGUAAGUUGCGUCCAAAAUACCUUUUUGCCAUAAAUUACGUCCCGAGUAUUAUUCGGAUAUAUAUGUAAAUUGCGUCCAUUAAAUGUAAUAUAUUUAAAGUGUUACUGUUUUGCAAAAUGUAAUAAUUAUAAUUGUGCAUAACAUUUGCACGUUUGUACGCUAAAAUUCGAACGUUUAGUUUUAUUUUAAAAACACUAGUGAAACCAAAAUUUGUAGCCAUCGAUAACUUAUUAUGGUUUUACUUUUUUCACUAUGCAUUACGUUUAUUAUCAAAGAACUAUCAACUAAAUUAAUAAUGUGGAAUUCAUAACUCAUUUAUCAACAGAUAUUUAAUUUUUCGUUAGACGAAAUUUACGUAUAUUUAAUUUAAUUUUGUUCUGGGUAUCUUUUUUUAGGACGCAACUUACUAUCUCCCAUUAUUAUUAUGUGAAAUGACGUUAUCGAAGGGCCGUUUUGACAUUUCGCAUGUACAAUGUAACAUUAACCUAAUUGGAUUGCGGGUUAUCUACUAUGCAGCAAAUACGCCUCUUAGUUAUGUCAUCGUGCCCGAGGGAAUAAAAUGACAUAUUAUUAUUAGUUAGGUAGUACAUAUCAUUUUCAUUUGGGGGCUUCGUGAAUAUUCGUCCGACUUCUCUCGCGAUUCACUACUGGACGGUAUACAAUGUGUAUUGGUUCUGUAUUACGUGAAUAUAGUUGUUGAAAUGAAGUAUUGAUUAUUUGUGAAUUUAAUUAAAUAAAAAUCAUUAUGGGGCUAUUCAAAAAGCUCAUGUGGUCAAACAAAAAUACAAAUUUCAAUCCCAUUCCACCUCCCUCCGUGUGUUCGUCUAGUCGAAAAAGGAGUAGAAGAGAUUCCAUGUCAACUUCUAGUAGAAGACAUAGGCGUAAAAAGGUUUGUUUAUUUUAUUUCCAUUUUCUACGGAUUUGUCAAAACAUUAAAAUCGAUUUUUUUAUUUAAAUGCAAUAUAAUGUUCAUAUUUUUUCGGAUUUUACGUUUAAGUUUUUUAUAACUUAUGCGCAAAUUUAUGCGCUUUAUGACUUUUACCGGAGAUUUAUCACGGCCUAGGUAUUUAUAAAAUGUUAAAUAAUUUCCAGUUAGAUCUUGUGAUAAACAUUUUUAAAUUUUAAAUAGUACACUGAAUCGGAUAAUUUUAAAAUUAUUUGAUCAAACAAAAUUGUUUUUUAAAAUUUUUCGUCUAAAAUGUGUGAAAUAUUCAUGAAAUAUACUAAUUAAUGAAUUAUGUAUUCUUGUUGAAAUUUGUGUAAAUAUUAAAACCAAAAUGAAUAUUUAAACUUUAGGGUUUUAUGACCUACAAAUGUUAUUAGGUACAUAAUAUACAUUUACUAUACAGUACAUACCUACCUUAAAGUAUUACAUUUAGAUUUAGCUAUCAUUACUUUUAAAUUAAUUACAUUAUUUUUUAUUUUUUAAUGUAAUUAAAUAAAAUAAAUACAUACAUUUCAAUAGAUGUAAAUAGACAUAUUUUAACAUUAAUAUUGUGUUUAUUUAUAUGCCCAAGAAGGGGAAUUAUAAGAGUCAAUCCUCGUGGAAUCAGGAAAAUAUUUAAAAAUAAUAAUAUUUUUUUUUCAAUUAUGAUCAAGUUCAAUGUUAUUUAUAAUUUAAAUACAAUUUUAAUAUGUUAUAGUAAAAGACAAAAACUUGUAUUUGAAAUUGAGGGGAAGCAUAGCAUCCCUAUCACAAGUAGCUAUUAUUUUAAAUGAAACUUUAACAUAAGUUUUAAAUCUUAGAUACGCCACUUCUAAAUUUAAAAACAAAUUGUGAAUUUUGGAAAAAAAAAAAUCACAUAAAUAUAAAUAUUUUCCCCCUAGAAAAAUACUACUCAAAAUCUAUACAUUCACUGAUUUAACAAUGUUAUCGGCUUUUUGUUUACAUUAUUUCGAUUAGAAGUAUUCAGUCCCAACAGUUUCUAGCAGUUACUUAUAUAUUUUUAUAGUUAGUCUUUUUCUUGCCUUAAAGACGCCUGAUUAAUAUUUGUGUAUACCAUACCAUGUACAUUUUUGUUGUAUAAAUUGCAAGUUUUCUGGCGUUUGUUAUAAUUUUAUCAAAUUCCUGUGUAAAGAACAAAAAAGAUGUUUCGAACUUUUUUAACAAUAAUAAUGCAACAUUUUACUACAAAUUGAUUUUUAUUUCAUUUCGGUAUAUUAAGUUCCAAUGUAUGUUUCGUAUGUUAUCUACUAUGUAUUAUUUGUAUAAACCAUAUUCAUUUUUACCUUUUUUUAUUUUAUUCUGGAAGUAGGUAAUUUAAAUUCAGUAUGCUUCGUCAGAAAAUAAUAUUUUUGUUUUUAAUCAAUAUAGACAAAUUUUCUAUCCUGUAAGAAAGCUUUAAAUUGUUUGUUUAACUUGAUAGUGCUCCAAGGGGGGAUCCGACAAUUAUUUACUCUACUUUGUCCUUCCAUAAGUGAAAUUAGGAGGUUAAAAUGUAAGUUUUCAUUUUUUUUCCGAAAUGUGUAUUUAUGAUUGUGCAUUUAUUAGUUUAUGUUUAGCAACUCAAAAAGUGCUGUGACUUGUGAAAUGUAUGAUUUCGAUUCCGGUUACGUUAUUCUAUUUAGCUUAAAAACACACACACAAGAUAUAUUUUUUUUUUAUUUACACGGUAUAUACAAUCUGUUCCCCUAGGAAAAAUAAGAAUAUGUGGUUAUAAAAGAAAAAUAGAUACAUGAUUAAUUCAUGAGAAGAGUCAACCAAUGGUAAAACUACCCUCACUUGAUGAUUUUUUUUUAAAUUUAAUGUAUACUGCUUCUUCAUGGACUGUUUCAAUUUUUAGAUCGGUGUGUAGAGUGUUAGGUUUGAGAUGUAAGAGGGAAAAUUUGUGAUUUUACGAAACAUGUUAUUUGGAAGGUUUGAAUUUUAUUAAUGUUGGAUUUUUUGGCAUUGCCCCAGAGUUGAAAACUAUGGGUCCAUAUCGGCUUAAACAAUGAUUUAUAAAUUAAGAGUUCAGUAUUUAAACUAAACUCUGGACCUAUAGAGUGUAUUUGUUGUUGGAGAUUAGAGUUUUAAGGAUGUGGAGUCUUGCAUUUAAGGCAAGUCUUUUAAUUUUAAUGUUAUGUGACCAUCUGAGAUGACGGUUAAUCUUCAGACCUAAGUAUUUAGCCGAUUAGGAGGAAGGGAUUUAAAUAUUGCCUAGAGACACCAUAGGACAUGGAGUAAAAUGAACAUUGAAAGUUGUAUGAAGUGAUUUGGAUUGAUUAACUUUGAUACAGCAUUUUUUAUACCAAUCAGCCAUGAGGUCAAGGUGAAGUUGAAGAUUAAGGGAAGCUAUAUGAGGAAUAUUAUGGAUAAAUAUAAUAGCCUUGUCAUCGGCAAACUUCGCAACAGCUGUGUUCGGAGAGGUAGGUUGAUCGGCAUCGUAGAUUUUGUAUAAUAGAGGAGAAAGAAUACCCCCUUGUGGAACGCCUGCGCUAAACUUUACUAAACUAAAAAAGGAUAUGUCAACCCUGACCUGAAAGUAACGAUCCGUGAGGUAGGAUUUGAUUAAUAAGUUGGAUGUACUAUGGGUUUGAUUUUAUAUAGCAGUCCCUCGUGCCAUACCUUAUCGAAAGCUUGGGAUUUAUCCAAUAAAACGCAGGAACAAUAACUUUUUCAAGGAAAAAUGAGAUAGCAUCGGCUAGUCUGUGCAGUUGGUGUAUUGAGGAAUGAGCGGUACGAAAACCAAAUUAAGUAUUUGGUAAUAUGGAACUGGAAGAAAUGCAUGGAAGAAUUAUUUUAAAAAUUAAUCUUUUGAGAAUUUUGCUAAAGAAGGGGAGGAGAUUUAUUGUUCGGUAGGAGGAGGAUAAGUCAGGAGGCUUAUUUGUUAGGUUUUGGAACUAGAAUUGUUACAGAAAAUUUCCAAAGUAUGGAAAAAUAUGAAAAUCUUAGACGCGCAUUAUGUCUAAUUGUGAGAAGAACAAUGGUUUUUUUGGGGAGGGACUUGGCCACUUCUGCAGUUAUCAGGUUGAACCCCGGAGAAUUUUUGAGACUGUAUUUUUGAAUUGUACAUUUUACGUCGCCAGGAGAGAAAUGCUUAACUGUUAAAGAGAUAACAAGGAGGAUAUCAAGUAAGCGAUUUACUAUGUCAGUAUGUAAAGGUAUUUGUAUAUCCGGGGGAGACGUGAAAGUUUCGGUUAGGUGUUCUUUAAGCAGUAUAGUUUUUUCAGCAUCGGUAGAUACAAAUGCAUCGUGGGGAUUUAUUAUGAGAACGAGCGGAGGUUUGUAUUUUAGAAAACUUUUAGUAACUGACCAGAGACUGCCAUUAUUAGGUGACAAGCUUGAGUUGAGAGAUGGUUUUCAAAUGAUUGAUUUUUAUGCUUAACAAGAAUUUUUUUCAGCGAGUUAGAUAGAUUGUUAUAAAUACGUUUGGGGGAUAGAAAGCGUGAACGUAGGUAAAGGGCCCUUACUCUGCGCUUAUUGGAUAUAAGGAUGCGAAUAUGUUCGGGAAUUGAAAGAGCAACAUUUGAGUAUUGAAUUUUGAAAUAACAAGGAAGAUUUAAUAUAAAUUGCAGCACCACCAUGAGCAGAGUUAUCUGGAUGAUUUGUUUUUAGGAGUUGAUAACCAGGUAUAGGGAUGUGAGAGUAUUUUGAAAAAUACGUUUCAGAAAUCAAGGCAAUAUCUAUAUGCUAAAUUUGUGUUUUUAUUUUUGAAGAUAGAUUUCAGUAUCAUUAUUAUUGCGAUAAGAUUGAGAUCACUGCCGCCGUAGCGGCGUGUGAUAAGACUAGCACACGAGUUGAUGUAGAUAUAACGAAUACGUAGGUAAGCGACGACGAAAUUAUUAAUUUUGUUGUUUAUAUCGACUAUGAGAAUAAUUAGAGAAACUAAGUAAUUUUUAGCAUUACGUAGUUUCUGUUAUUUGAACGCAGAAGUUUUAAGUAUAAUUAAAUAUAAAUAUGAUAUAUAAGACCAAUAUACGGAAUAAAUAAACCACAGGACGGAGCGCAAGCAGUGUGCGCGACGAAUGCCGAACUCAAACUGAACAUACAAGAUAUAACAAAAUAAAUUGAACGAUUUUUGACAACAUUUAAUAAGCAAUAAGAUGUAUUUUGAAGAAAUCGCAAAUUUCAACGUCAAAACUCACGUUUUAUAAAUAAAAAAAACGUGAAAAUUUCGAAUUAGUGCCGAACUAAAUUUUUGGUCCCAUUUAUAUUUUAUAUUAUUAUUAUAACUAUAAACGUUGUUUACAUAUUUUUUUGGUAACGGGGGUGGCACUUUCACUUAUCUUCUGUAAACUACUGGUCUAGUUUAGGGUUUGUUCCAUGAUUUUUGAUAUCAUAUUUAGUUUUUACAUGCCUCCAUAAUCUUAGUAAUUCAGAUAAAGAUUAAACACUUUCGACGAAAAAAUAUACGAGUAUUGAUCUUCUUUUCUGGUUUUUUUGAUUUAUAAAUGUUAAAUAUUUUUUGAAUCGAAAAUCGGUAUCAAGUAAUCAGAUGGACUGAUCGAAAACAACCCAAACUCCAUCUGACGACUUGUUACCAUUAAUUCCUGGUAAAUAUAAUAUUUCAGUUUUCGGCCUCAAACCGCAAAAAUCCGUCGAGUUUUUAUUUUUAUAAUGAGUAUUAAGAUCAAUGACACAAAAAAAGCACAAUCAAAGUUCUGACAUCUUAGGUUUUUAACAUUUUUAAAUUUAGGUUUUUCUACCGUAGAAAACUGAAGGAUUUCGGUAACAAUAGUUACCUACAUCCGAAUGUUAAUUUAAUUUUAUAAAAAAAUAUUAUUGAGAAAAAAAUAAUGAUAUUAUUUUAAAAUGUUAUCUGCAAACACUAGCCAUUCGUCGUAAUUCAUUACAUGAUAAUAUUGUUAUUCUGUAAAUCAUUAUAUUGUGAUAAGUUAUCACACUGAUAACAGUGUUGGGGUCAUAUUAUUAUUUAUUAUCUACUGUGUUUGUCGUAACCGAAUUCAUUCCGUGGUAGCUGUUAAAUAAAAAACAACUACAAGACUAACGAUUAAACUAUUAUUUGUACGUUGUAGUCUUGUAGUAUAUUAUUAUAAUAUCGUAUAUUGAAGAAGUGGCGAGCAACCGGUUUUGUAUUAUUUACUGCAAUAUAAAAGUAGUUUAAAAUCCAUCGGCAUUGCUGCCACACGCUGACAAUGUUUUCGUUGAUAUGAAAAUAGAAUUUACGUAAUUUUUUUGUAGGUAAUAAAAAUAAGUAAAUACUAGUAUUAUCGUGGUACGCAACGCAAAUUAUUACUUUGCCAAUAAAUAACUCUUCUACGCGCGCCUCUCCGGUUUGGGCAUAUUUGAUCUUUACAUACUAUACUUUAUAUAAAUAUAACGUUAUUACAAUCGUAAAACAAUGGUGAACAUUUCAAAAAUAAUCCUCUUUUAAACGUAAUAAUGGAAUUAAAAUUAAUUAUAAUAUUCAUUAGCCUAUUAUAUAGGAAUAUUGUUUGGGCCAGUUUUUCAUUAUUAUAACACAAGCUAGCCACAACUCGAAAUUUGUUACGGGGUACGUGAAAUUAUAAGUUAUAAUUAUGUUAUUAAUACUGCAUUUAUAGUACAAAUAGCUACGAUUAAUUAAUUUUCUCGUUGAUUCCUUAAAAACUUGGGGAUUUUUAGUCGACUAAAUGUUGAAAAACAGUUGCAGUUGUAAAAAAUAUGGUACAAUUUUAUGGAAUAUUAAUUAUAGUUGGAAAUUUAUUUUAUAAUUAUUUUUUUAAGCUCUCAUAGUAUUUUUUUUAAACAUUGUCGGAGGAAUUUAAACAAAAUAGUUUCCAUUUAUUAAUCUAUAGUCUCCAUUCAUCUUCCAUGGCUUUAGCGCCCCCUCUCCCUAUGUAUGCCACUGAUAAUAUUCUACUGCUGACUCGUGUAGUCAUUAUUUUGCAUUUUAAACGUUCGCAACCCAUGGCAUAUAUACGCUACUGCGGCGUAUGCUUAUUUGAAAAGCAGUCGCCUCUCGGAUUUCUGCGGCGUGGGUAUUUAAAAGUAUAUUGUUAAGUUAAAUUAAUUUUUUUUUUUAAUCAGUUAAAAAUUUUAAAAUGAUACAAUUGUUUUCAUUCAUCUUAUUAUUCUUCUCUGUUAUGAAGAGCCACGUUAGUGCUAGGUUUACUAAGUACUAUCUAUAUUUCUAUCACGAUUGCUUUAUUAAUUUUGCGUGCACUUCUCGUAUUACCUCCUGGUCACCUUUAGCCACUUAAUCAUUGGCUGGCAUCUCCCUUUAUAGUUUUCAUUAAUCAUCACGCCGUUUUAUAUACGCAAAGCAAUAGUAUCAUAUUAUAUACGAAAAUGUUUUCGGAUAUAAUAUUAAUAUAAUAGGUAUAUUUGUAUUAUUUGUUGUUUUACGCAGGCCCCGAGCUAAGUAACCAUAUUAUUACUAUGUUUAUCGUUUCGCGCGUAAACGUAAUCAACCUACAUUCAUGCAUUUCUGAUUACGCGGACCACACAUAACUGCGUACACGAGAUUUUUAUCAUAGCUAAAUUAUUUUCGAUUAAAAAUCCGGCAUAAGCGAGCGAACGGAGGCUGCCGAAGGUCCCAAAACGAAGCGUUAUUGUACUAUCAUUGUAUAAUAAUGAUAACACAUUAUAAUUGAAUUUUGUGAUGCGAUAUUUGAAAUCGGCCAAUCAGAGAACUGAGUCGCUCUUACUGCAGAACGUUAAUAUUAUGCGACCCGGGUUAAGUCUAUAAUCGACUUCAAAACGACGGCGUUGCCCGCCAAAGGUGCGCGAUCACUAACAAAUUCGUUUGAUGUCUUUAUAUUAUUUAUGAUAAUUAUGGCGAUUCGCGAUCACCGCUCAGGACGCCUCGAGCUCAUCGUGCAAUGUAUACAAUGCACUUCUAAGCGCAUGCAUUAUACGUGCACUAACUUAAAACAUCGGAAACUAUCAAACAAUUAAUCCUGUAUGUUUUUAAAACUAUUGAACGUAAUAUUAAUACAUUAUAAUAUUUUAUCUGUACAGAAACAAAAAAAAAAUAAAACGAUUCUCGUCGAUAAAAUAUGCAUUAAAUUAAAUAAUAUAUUUUAUACCUACAUGUGCUGUUUCCAUCAUCCAACACACGACAUGGGUUGUAAAUUUGCAUCAACUUAAAAAUUAGAAGUAUCGACAAAAACCAACGUACAAACACAGAUGAUAUUCUUUGAUAAUAGUUCAAUUUAUACGUUCUAAUUCUAAAACUAGCAGUACAACAAUCGGUCCUGUUAAACGAAAAAUGUCUGUGUCAUGCGUUUGUAAAAUCGCGGAGAUCUAGGACAUCUUGGCGAAAGACAUUUUGGCGAAUCGUUUUUGGUGAAAGGAUAUAUCGGCAAACGGAUAUUUCAGCGAAACUAUUUAAUUGGACCAUAAAUCAGACGACAUUAUCUCAAACAUCCCGUUUUUUACAUUUUAUAGCCUCCAAAACUAAUACUAUCAAUCCAAAUCCUAAUAAUCGGUAAUAUCGAUUCGACCGAACGUUAUCAUAAUAAUGCCCAUAGCGACAUUUUUGUGUUAGCAUAGUUUAUCGUUGCAGCGUACAAACAAAAUUGAAAUAAUUUUGUGUAUCCUACCUUUCCAAUUUUUUAUGGAGGAACUAUUGUAGAUGAUACGGCUAGUCUAAUUAGGUGUGUCUAAAUGAAGUGGACGGAAGUGGCGGGGAAGAAUGUUGUGUACUUUUGUCAUAAAAAAUGUGUUGUUAAAAGGGAAAUUAUAUAAAACUGACGUGAGCUCAGCCAUGAUCCUUGGGUCUUUGUAUCAGACAUUAAAUUGAUUUCAUACAAAUGGUUGUAAAAAGCAAGACAAAUGAGAGAGAGCUGUUAAUUGAGAUGGCGUGGUCAUGUCGAAAGAAGGAGAAACGACGUGAUUGUCAAGAAGACGGGUUUUUUAAACGUAGACGGAAGCCGGGGAAGAGACAGGCCGAAUAAAAGGCCAUUAGGGGCAUACGAGGGCAUGUGGAAUGGAUAAAGAAAUAGUGACCGAUACAAUAUUAUUAUAUGUAAGGCGAUGUAGAGGCCGGAAACGGGAGCAGCGUGGAGUAGUAUAGACGGACUUGGCCCGGAUCAGAUUCGGCUGCUCUGUGGUGUCGUACGCUGUCGUUUUGGACACACGAGUUUUCCAAAUUGGGUUUUUUUUGUUUGUGUUUCGGGGAAGAGGGGACGAACAGAAAAAAAAAAACCCGCAACGCGUACCAUUUUAAUAACGUUGCAGCGUACGCACGGAGAAUGAGAACAAUGCGAGAAGAGCACGGAAAAUGACGCAAUACCGUCGUCGGUGCGGCGGCGGGUCAGGUGAGCGGUUGCGCGUGUUAUUAUUAUUUCGUUAGUUAAUAAUAUUGUGUCGUCUCUUCGGGUGUAAUAGCCUGUGUGUGCCGCCGCCGUCGUCCCGGCGGCGGUGGUGGCGACGCAGCCACGCAGUAGUAGUACGCCGUCGUCGUCAGCUGUACCGGGCCGAGAAGUCCACCGCCGCUGAUCGACGUACCGCAUUCCUCGCUCCGCCGGUCUUCGGUCGGGCGGCGGCGACGGCGGCGGCUGCACCGAAGACCUUGAGUGUACUCGCAGACAACCUUCACGGCAGAACCGGACCCUGUGGUACGCGCGUUGUCCGGUGAGAGCGCGCUCGGCCGCCGGGGUGGGAGUAACGCGCGCAGUCACUGACUCGGCCGCGGUCCCCCCUCCCCCCUCGGCAUCUCGCAGCCGCGGCCUCUUCCUUUCCCGUCGUCGGCGCUGCCGCCUGAUACGCACCGUGUACGCUUUUUUCCGCCCCGCAUCUUGGCCGGCCCCGACACUUGAUAUUAAUUACGAAAAUAUUGCCCAUUGAAGUGUUUACAUUGUCGACAUGACCCUUUGGUUUUUUAACGCUCGGAAAACAGAAGCGGGGUCGCCCGUGUAUUAAAACGCCGAACGGAAAUCCGUUAAAACUCCACUCGCAGAGCGGCGGCGGCUGCGGCUAUUGUCGCGUGUUGUUUUUCGUGGUAUCCACGCCAAAAACAGUAUUUUCGAGAUUACGAAAGACGGUGGCGCGGGCGCAAACGCAAAAUGUUGUAUUAACUACUAUUGUUGGCGAUAUUUCUGUAUAACGUCCGGCGGUUUCGUCUACAGUUUCGCCGAUGGCGCAUUUUUAAACAAUAACAAUAAUAAUAAUAUUGCUGUACGGACGACGCUAGAGCUAUACCGACACGCACGCGCGUGUGCAUUCGCCGCGCGCACCACCGCGGAGAGAUUCUUCUCCAGUCACCGGUUGCCGCCGCCGCCGCCGUAAUCGUAUCUCGUAGUGUCGUGGUACUCGUUAUAUAGCCGACCACCGCCUUAGUCGUCGUGUGCUCGCCGCGAACGUGUGCGUGUGUACGGUCUUUAAUACCUGUUGCUCUCUGUGUGUACGCGUCUCAGUGCUGCGCGCCCGCCGCAUUCCGAAAUCGCUCAGCCGUCGGCUCGGACGUCGAUCGCCACCGCCGCUAUAAAACAAAAUAAACGACUUUUGUUUCGCGUUUUACCAGUCUGUCGUUCGGCGGCGUCGUCAGUGUCGGUGAGUACGCGAGUGUCGAUUUUCGGUUUUGUUUUUUAACGAUUUCGUGUUAACCGUGUGUCCGUAUACAUUCAAAAUUGAGCGUUUGUGCGCGUCCGGUGUGUUCCUCGACCCCCGAGGAUGCUAUAACGGGUCGGAGACUUCUUGCAGCGUAGACAUGGACGUUCACAGGGACUACGGGGAACGCGUGUCGCCACCGUUGCCUCAACUACAACUACAGCAGCAACAGCACCAGCAGCAACAACAGCAAUUUUUACCGCAACACCAUCUUCUCCAGCAACAACAGCAGCAACACCAACAACUGCAGCAGCAGCAGCAACAGCAACAGCAACAACAGCAGCAACAGCAGCAACAACAACAACAACAACAACAACAACAACAACAACAACAACAACAACAACAACAACAGCUGCAGCAACAACAGUUACCACAGAACCAGCAACUAGUGCCGCCCCCCGCCUCGCACACCGAUCAGGUACUUAUCCAAUUAUAUGAUACUACUGCUCGGUGCAGUUCUGUCCGUCUGGCCCGCGUGUCUGAAGUCUGAAGAAGUCAUUACGACAAUAUUGUAAGGUUUCUGUUGUUCCUGGCACCGGCGUUUUUCUUUACUUAUCGUGGGCGUACUAUUAUGUCGGUAAACGCACGUUUCAAUAAUAUCCCGUCUGAUCUUGCGUUCGUUACGUUUUGAACGUGUCGCGUCGGUAACGUUUUCGCAUAAUUAAGUAAUAAACCACGUAACCGGUAAUAUCAUUGAUUUGAAAAAGUUUCAUUCGAAACCUUAAGUAUAAAAUAUAAUUCGUCUUGGCAUUUACCCGUCGUUUGAAUUAGAGGAAGCGGAGUGUCUUUUUUUUUUGACAAUUAUUUUCGGCUUGUAUAUCCUUUUUAAUUUAACAUUUUUGGACAUAGAGACGUUUAGAUCUUUGUGCGCCCACAUUUGUCUUUAGUUUGUACACUUUCGCGCGUCUCCUUUUCUAAUGGAUUAUCGUUUUCUAAUUCAAGCAACGCGCAUUCGCCUAAAUACACCUUAUCCUAAACGGCCGAUUUGGAUUCUACUCGUCCGUUAUAGUAAGUUGGUGACGGCGUGUUAAAUUAGAAAAUUGUUCAUAUCCACACCGUGUAACCGAUGAAUUCGUAACGAUAAACGAAUCAUAUUCACGUUUAUCUACGUGCGAAUAUCGUACGUUUUAACAAAAUAAUUACAAUUUUUAACCCUAUGAACGUUAACAUUUUAUGUCGUAAUAAAAUUAUUAUCUUUGAAUAUUACAAUAAUAAUUUUAACGUUAUUAAAAAAAAUAGACUACGACGAUAAUAUUAUGUAUAGUGGACGCGUUAUCGGUAUAUAGGUAUUACGUACAUAUUUUAUGAACGUGUUUUUCUUUCUUUUCUUUUUUCACACCUCUAUACCAUCACGGAACGAAAACCAUAAUCUUGACGCGGUAUCGUCACGUAUAAUAUCGUACAGGUGCUACAGAAGUACCUGCGCCUGUAUCACAAUAACACGAUUCGACAAUAUCUUAAAUCCAAGUCACGCCCCGUCCGAACACGUAUGGCACUAUAUUAUUAUGUUGUAUAGUAGGUAGCAGGGAUGGCACGCAAAACGCACCUGUUGUCGCCGCCCGAGGGUAGUAAAUUAAUUACACCCCCCUCCCAAAAAAUAAAAAAUAAAAAUACAUAUAUAAAUAAAUAAACCGUCAUGUACGAACAGGUUUAUAAAAAGGACCGGGCAACGAAAUCCUUUGGAGUAUAAUAUUUUCGUCGUUGUUUACUAUAAUAUUUUAUCGUUAUUAUCUAUUUGCCGAGCGCCACUCGUCCGUGUCGUCGUAUAUUAUUAUUAUACGCACCGAACGAAAUGAAUUACGGACCGCGAUUUUUUAUAACAUAUUUCGUAUACGAACCGAGAGAUGGAGGGGGAGGGGCGAGGAGGAAAAGAAAAAAAUAUAUUGAUCGUUCGGUGAAUAAUACGCUCGGCGUUUUCACGUGGGAAGGUCACAUUUCUUGGAUUCUAUCCUAAUCGUAUGCAUAACGCAGUCGCAGCGUGUUAUAUUAUAGUAGUAUACCUGCAUUUACCGUGUAUUCGUACAAGUAAUAUAGUGUUGUCAUUGUUGUAAUAAUAUUAUGCUCGCAUCGAUCACAUACACGAUUUCCCUGGCACCGAGUCAACGGAUAAGUAAAACGCACUCGCAGGUAUUAUUAUCUAUAUAGGGGUACCCAACACGUUGAUAUUACGGGAGUGUGAGAGUAUUUUGUAGUCUAUAGUGUAUAUUAUGAUAAAUUUCGUCACUCUCGGUAUCGAUGUACUCAGGGCCGGAUUUUGGUUUGUGGGGUGCGGCCCCAGGACCCGUAUCAGAUAGUGGCUCUGUGCGUGUGGAACGAAUUUAAAAACAAAUUUGCUAGGGCUUUCGGGCUCGUAUCCCUCAGGCCCCCCCUUAAAUCCAGCCUUGGCUAUAGUGCAUUAUUCCUGGAACGAAAUUGAGUUAUUUUUUUUUUGUUAUUCGUUCAAUUUUUAUUUCUUUCAAUAAGGAACACUUAAAGAGUAUCUCUUUUUUUUUUUUGUCUUCGGUCUUCGAUUUUUUUUUCAAAUUUACAAUUCGACAACCCCAUAGAUUUGAAAACCCGUUUGCUCCUCGAGGGGGUGUUAACUUUAAACAACUCUUAAAUCACCGAUAUACACAGACAGAAAAAUAGGUUACCUAUAUACCUAUUAUAUUAAAAACAAAAAAAUUAGAAUUGCUUAUAUCGCGAAUUAUUAUUACCUGUGGAUUUAAAACUUCGGUAUCAGUAAUGAUUUUGACUAUUUAAUCUGAUAUGUACUAUAUUUUGAAUCAAAUUAAUUUUAAGAAUUUGAAAGAUAACGUUCAUAAUAAACCCCUUGGGGUGCGUUCGAGAACUCGACAACAACAAUAAUGGGUUGAAGGUUUUUCCCUAACGAACUUCCUUCCGAGCCGUUGGGACCAACGGGUUGGUUAGGUUUUCUUUUACCGAACGGGUAUUCCGGAUGACACGGAUAAACACUGUGUCGUAUUAAAUAUCCAGAAUAAAACGCACUCAAAUGACCCGUGGUUAUUUCAGGGUGAAACAAGGUAUCCGUGCUCGGAUGGCUGACGACGCCAUUUUUCGUCUAAUGCCUACUAUAUUAUGCGCUUUUGAUAAUAGCCUUCUAAAACUUUGGUUUUUUUUCCACCAAGACUAACAAGACAAUGCGCGUGCUAGCAAACAAUUAUUAUUAUUGUAUUCGGGAGUCGAAAUUAAUUACGCCUACGGUCGACUAAAAUAAUAUUAUACUCGUACUUUGUUCUAACAAUGGUAAAAUUUUGAUCGUGUACCUAUUUUAUAUUAUUACUAUACGGAGUUUCCACAUAACUAGAUCUCGGGUAAUUAUUUAAUUAUUAACCGUCAUGUAGGUAGGAACCAUUACAGAACCGGACAAACGCCAUUUUAUAAAAACAUAAAUAAUUAUGAGUUUGUCUUAAUAAAAUAAUAAUUAAAAGGGUGUCGCGUGUAGUUUAGUGGGCUGCAGCCGUUUUCCCGUGGAGGUUUUCCGGUUUUUUUUUUUUUUUUAGAGAAAAUGAAAUCACAAUUAGGUUAAUAAUAAACAAAAAUACUAUUAGUACAAAAGAAAGAGAGAAUUACCUAGUUUAUGUUGGCCACGAGUGUGAGGUAUACUAAUGCAUGCCGAGGGCAGCCAACGCUAACUAUGCGUUAUCAAUUGUUAUCAUUGUUAUGAUAGCUAAUGGUCCGUCUGUGUUUAUAUUUCAUACGAUUUUUAGAUCAAAAUUGAGCCGUGUUGAAGGGCGAAAUUAUAAUGAUAGGUGCUAAUAAUCAGGGUUAGGCGGUAUUCAGUAUGGCCGUGUAUCAAAGAUACAAUUAUAUUAUCUUGAACAAGAUCCUUCUGAUAAGAAGUUAUUAGGGUAUUAAGUAUAUUUCUGUGUUAAAAAAUACAAGAUACACAACAAUUUAUUAAAAUAAUAAUAAUAAAAAAAAAAUAUUUCCUAAUUUUCAUUUGAAAUUAAUGAAAGCUAUUUUAUAAAUACAUGUUUUCAUCAAAAUAUUAAAAUUCGGUGGAUUCCAAAUGAUGUAAAUAACUUUAAAAAUGAAAAUAACCAAAACAAUUCAGAAUUUAAUAUACGAGUGUAUUAAAUGCCAAAGAAAAUAUUAUUUAUGAAACGAAUGAUAAAACAAGUUUCGGAAGACAAUUUUUUUUUCACCAUAUUCUGAAAGUAAACAAUCCAAAUAUUGAACUAAAACUACUAACGUACUUUAAUGAUAAUAAUAAGUCCUUACAUUGCAUACACAAUUAUUUAUCCAUAAGGAGACAUGUUAUAUAACUUCUGCUUAUAUGCCCCUGUCGAACAUUCUCUUGGUAUUCUCUUUUUUAGGUUUGCGCGUUCGCCAUGCAGAUUUAUCUAGUAAAAUAUUUGAUAUCUAAUUAAAUAUUUUUUUUUAGAGCAAUCUUUUCAACAUAAAUAACAUUUAAACGUAAAAUAAGUCUUUAUAAUGUUAUUUAAUUUAUUAUAGUGAAUUCUAUAAAUAUAUACAAAUUAAAAAAUCGAAUGCAUCUUAAUCUUUUCCAGUUCUGUAAUUCAUCUUUUCCAACCCUGGUGCUAAUAUUGUCGUAUUAUUAGUUCAUAAUUAAAUAUUUUUAUUAAGUAAAAAUUAAAAAUUCACAAUCAGUCUCCAUAGCUAUGUAAAGUUCUGAACACUCAUAUGCGGAGCACUGUUUAAUCUACAUAUCUACAUUUGAAUAAUAUACAUUUUUUUUUUUCAUUUGUCAAUAAAAUAAAGAUUACUCAUGUACAAAAAGUAAACUCAUAUAAAAAAAGAAAUGUUCUUCACAUAGGAUAUUUUUUUAUUUUUUUUGUUACCUUUUCUGAUACCCGUAUUUUUUCUUGAUGUAAAUAUUAUUUCAAAAUAAGUACUAGGUAUACUACCGCUUAGUGCCUUUGUCCAAUUCAGCGAACCGAGUCGCCGUCUGUCUCUCUCUCAUUCUUUGAUUUACUGAUGUUUUCUUCGUCAUAUAUAACGAGACGAAUAUUGUACUCGUUAAUAGUUUAAGGUUAUUAUAUAUUGUACUCCUGCACUCGUAUUAUAAUAUACCUACCUACUAAUCAUUGGCGGAUAAUAUUAUUUUUGUGAAAAUAAACACACACACACGAAUUGUAUAAAAAGUAUCGCCCAUGUUCGUAGAUUAUUGUGAUUAUAUUGUACUGCAGUUGCAGUGUUCCGUGAAAAAAGCGGCUACGACGACGGUUUUUAAUAGACCAGUUUAUUUAUUAUAUUAUACGUGCACAACCUGUUGGGACAUCAUGCGAACUAUUCAAUUCCCUUUUGGCCGAUGAAUCAUGGCGUCUCUCGCAUACCUUCGGUAUACUUUUAUGUACAUAACCGUUUUUUUUUCUUCUAGAAAUAAUAAGUAACAACAUAUUUGUUAUUAUAUUACCUUUGAAAAUUAACAUUCUAUGUUUCCUCAUCGUCCCGGUGUUUUAAUAAUAUUAUGUAUUUUCAUCGUUACUAUAAUAAUUACAAUUAUUUUGUUUCGUCACGUUUCCUUUGGGAAUUAUUGGAAAUAGCCCGAAAAAUUUGUUUUUUGUUUUUUUUUUUUACUGUAUCUAAACUGGUUACUUACUGCACAGAUUGCGUGUUUGUGAUUCAUCUGUAAACCGUUCGUUUAGUCAUGGUUGAUGGUAACGAUCCCCGCGGGGUCGGACCAUAUAAUAAUAUAAUAAUAAUAUAUAGCAUAUUAGCGUAUAGCGAUUCGUAAUUCGCAUUGCAACUAUUGUAUAAAAAAACGAGAAAGAGUUAAUUGUCCGUUUGUUAUUUAAUACUUUUGAAUUUUCCGUUAAAUGUCCGUAUACCUUAAUAAUAUAAUAUAGUGACUCGACUGUUGGGAAUUAAAUGUGUAAAAUAUUUAAAACUCGUUCUGUCUCGCAUAUAGGUAUACCGGGUACCUAUCCUAUAUUAUACGUACACGCGUAUAUUUAACGGUUUCCACUCGAAUGUUCAAAAUAAAACAACAAACACGAUAUCACGCAGUGUUACCAAUCACAGAGAUGAAUAUAUUAUUGCUUUUUUUUAUUAUUUAUCAAACGAACUUCUCGACCUUAGGGUUAUAUUAUGAAUAAAGCAAAUUAUUCGAUAGAAGAUGACGUUAUAAAAGACGACGGACAAAAUAUUAUAUUAUUAUGUCUCGGACAUCAUAUUUUAUGAUGUACAUCGUGUCACGUUAUAUUAACAAUUAUAUUACAUGUAUUUUUUUUUUUUUAAAUAUAUACUGAGCUAAUCGAGGAAUGUAUUGGUUUUUUCUUUCUGUGUACGACUUUUCUGUCGGAAAUCUUGCUUUGGCAUUCGUGUGUAUAGUGUCUUUUCCAAAAAUAAUUUUUGUCGAAGUUAAAGCAUUAGGAAGGUGUUUUUUAAUUUUCCUAAUAAUUUAUUUUUGCGAUAACAGUUCCUAUACACAAGCAUAUAUAAUUAAAAUUUUCAAAACGUUCUGGCGAUUUUCAGCUAUUUGGGGACAUUUGAUAUUUUCGAGUUUUAUGUCGAUACAAUCGAUUUAGCUGAGCAAUAAUGUUUGGGGUUCAUCAUAAGUCUUGAAUAGCGGUAAAAAGUGCUGUAAUGUAGUAGUUUUUUUUUUUUUCUAUAUUAUAGGCUUGGGUUUUAAAAUUAAAACGUUGAAAAUCGUAAAAAUCACGGCAUUCCAAAACGCGUUUAAUCGACAUUUGAUCCGCCUCAGAAUUGUUCUUCGUUACGUUAACGAUUUAUCGUUAAAAUAUAAAUCAAAUACCAUAAAAACGUUUUUUAAUAUCUUCUUCCCGCCCAAUAACAGUGGCACGCUCGUAUCGGCUGCAGUAUUUAUCGGCUUUUUUAUUUUUAUAAUUAUUGUUAUGUAUUAUAACGUCGGGCUGUAAAAGUUGACGAAAAGAAGAACAUAACAUUAUAUAUGUCUAUAUUAACAAUAUUAUAUUUUAUGAUUUUCGUGACGUAACGUCCAGUGCGGUAUUAUCGGUCUUACGCGGUGUAUUAAAAACAGAUUAAAAAACGAAACGUGUCUCUUGCGAUCGCAUUAUUAUUAUUAUUAUUAUUAUUAUUAUCGUCUCUAUACGUAAUAACAAUAAUAUUAAUAUAAUAACGUCCCCCGUCCGUUAUUGGAUAUUUUCGCCGCCGUCAAAACGUACGAGUAUUGUUAUUAGUAUUAUUAGUAUUAUUAUUAUUAAACAUUUCAAUUUGUUUUUGUGUCGCACUUAUCUCGGCAACACGUGUGGUGAUUUUUCUUCUGGACGUGCGUUCGCGACGCUGUAACAAAUAUCACGUACCCGCACGAAACGUUAUCACGAUUAUAUUAUUCCCCUCCGAUUUUUUUCGAACUAGGCUAAACGAUAUCGCGGGCACGAUGGUCACUGGUUAAUACCAACGCGUCCAUAAUAAUAAUAUAUUAUAUUAUAUUGUACCGUUGUCGGACGACAAAAUGCAGAUUUUUUUUUUCUUUCCCCCCGAGAGUCUCUAUUUGCAGUUUACUAGGUCACAAACGCGGUAGCUAUAUAGGUAUAAUAGAUAAUGUACCUGUAGUAUUAUAGAGUCGACGACGUAUUGUUUUUAUACUUCUCUUUUUUUGUUUUCGCGUACGUGCUGCGCGCGUACUGCAGUUUCCGCGCCGGACAAUAUAAUUUUUUAAUAACCGACAGUGACUAAGGCGUAAUAAACGAAACUACAAAAAAAUCGUGCAUAAAUGUACGUUCCAGGAAUACGAACUGUUAGGUCAGACUAUAUACUUUUUCGGAUUUCAAUCUUCUUCAUUUGAAAUGUACGAAAAUUCGACGGAGAAAAUUUCUAAAAAUCAUACAGAACUAAAUUCGUGUUAAAAAAAAUAUAUGUAUAUAUGGCCCGACCGUUCGACACAGUAAAUUCUAAUCCGUUUUCAGAAUAUUAUUCUUAUCGUUUCGUAACACCGAUCAGUUCGACUGGUUGCCGUAAAAUUAGUCUAAAUCGCUAUUACGCUGAGUAUGUGUGUUAAGGCAAAGAAAGAAAAUAUUGGUAUAUCCAAUUCACCUGAGAGGACGUGUUAUUCGCGUGUACUGUCUCCGUCUUACCGACGUACGACAUAAAAAAUGUGCGUUCAGCAGAGACAAUAAUUUUGUGCUGUUUUUUUUUUUUUAUAUUGAAGUGAAUUUACCCACAUGAUAAUAUAAUGUCAUUAUCUGUGCAACUACGUCGGUUUCUCUUUCGGUAUUUUAAUUUUUAAAAGUGAUACGAGCAAUGUGAAAUAUCGCAAUUCAAAAAUGCUUAUAUUUCGCUUAAAAAUUAAAAAAUACGACGCAAUUACACAGAUAAUGUCAAUGUUCUUAUCUUUAAGUUUGAUAAUAGGUCAAUACACGCUCUAAUAUUAAAACUAACAGCAUAAAAGUGUCCCUGCCGGAUUGUCUGUGUAGUGAGACGGAAACAGCACAUGCGGGUACCACGUCCUCAUAACCGUAGUUUUCGUUUUAACGAGUGGAUAUUGUAUUAUUAUAUUUGCUCACAAUAAUAAUAAUUGUGUAUGAAUACACAUUUUUUCGGUGUGUUUAAAAUUAUAUCCAAUUAUACCAUACGCAAUUGUUCUGAAACAAUGACCUACAACUUUCAAUUAUUAUAUUUAUUAUGUUGUGCGUGUUUAAUUGAUAUAUACAGUUAAACGUCGCAGCGUUAAAAGAUUAUGCCAAUUAUAAUUAUUUAAAAUUUUAAUUUUAAUUCGUGUGUCUAUUUAGUAUACGUACCGGAUAGCUGCAUUUUAUGUCUUCUCUUUUAUAAUACUGCGCAUAUUAUGUACAAUAAUUAUUGUAUAAACGCAACUAGUUAUUUUCCGUUCCAUUUUGCUUUCGCAUUUUUACCUAAAAAUACCCUGUAAACAACGUCGGGAUAAUUUGUAACGGAAAUUUGUGUAAAAAACGUUCGCCCGAGACGAAAUCCAAAGCCUACGUGUAAUUGUCUACUCGACCAAAAUAAUUUAACGAACGCUAUUAUAUGAUACCGUAUACAUAUGUAGUUUUAGAUGACAUCUUGCGUGUGUAAAAUAACGGGAUUCAAAAAAACAAAAUUUGAACAAAUAAUACAAUUUUGAGUUAAAUCAUUUUUACUUGUCGAGUCUGAAGAAACUAUUUAACAUUAUUACUUGCAUUUGUUUAAUAAUUUAUUGACGAUAGAAAAAAAAAAAUGAACGGCAGGUAAGUAUAAUCGGUCAUUAUUCGUAUACGAUCAUUUAGGUAAUAGUAAAAACUUUGUGGAUGAAGUAUUUUAGUUUGUUAUUAACCGCACGGUAUCAUUAAUUUUAGUACGUACAAAUCGGUGUCAAAUAUUUUUACUAACUCGAUAUUCCGAACUUGACUAUACUAGCAAUAACCUCAAGAGAGUAUUUAUUCAAAUUUGGUUCCCCAACCCCCUCCCGGUUUCGCAGUACAACGUAGAGUUUGUUCUAUAAGGGAAUACUGAAUAUAAUCAUUAUUCAGGCAGUGGAUGGAUAAUAAACACCGGUGCUCAAGAGCUUCCGUAGCCCAACCACUUUGCCACCAUCAAAUUCUGUUGUAUGGGUAUAAAUGUGCCGACGAUCGAGGAUACUCGAGGUAUUUCAACAGAUUACGUCAUCGGUGAAAAAAAUCUCUGAUGUCACACGCGAAUAGUUAUUGUUUGACAAUCUCAAAACAACCGGAUAUACCAUCGCAUACUCCUGUUUAUACCUAUAGAUGUUAUAAUCGCGGUUUCAACAAACAAUUUUCGUAAAAUAUUUAAGUUAUAAUCUCGUUACAGUAUAUAACAGUUAUUUAACGGCGUUUAGGAAUCAAACAAUACAUACAAUGUUUGCGUUCCUUUAUCAUAAGUUUGCUAAAAACGGAAUUUUGCGCGUGACCUACGUAAAUUCCAACGAAAUAUCGUCGAUCUGGUUUGUAUAAUAUUAUGUGUAUACACAGAUAUAUAUCUUAAGAGGAUUGGAAACGGUGAUUUUCUAUUUUUGUUUUAAACGCGUGCAAUAUAGGAAUUUAGACGUGUUCAAUUUUCAACGUAUCAAAUUGUUCUAGUAAAGUGAUAAGAAUUCUACAACAAAAAUGUUGCAUUUGUCGUCAAGUCUACUUGAGAUUAUUUAAGAUACUUUUCCCAUUUAUUUUUUUUAUUUUUCAAAAAUUAAAAAUAUUCCAUUUUUACUACUUAAUUUUUUUUUUUUUUUUACUUUGGGUUUUUUUUUUUAAAUUUAGGGAGAUAAAAUCGAAAAUGUGGGAAAGUCGACUUCAAGUUGACUUGACGACAAAUGCAACAUUUUUGUUGUAGAAUUCUUAUCACUUUACUAGAACAAUUUGUACAAAUUUGUGAACAAAUCUAGUUUCAAAAUUCUUAUCGCUACACUGGACUAAUCGAUAUGUUGGAAAUGAAACACGUAUAAAAUCUUAUGUUGCAUAUUGUGUAGAGAACGAAGACAGAAAAUCACCAUUUCCAAUAGGCUUACGCGUAUAGCUUAUAAGCUCUGAAAUGUCUUUUUCGAAUGCCGCGUUCUCAUGUGGACGCAAAAAUGUUUACUCCUGUCAAUUUAUUUUAAGAUUCGUCCUCAACCUCGUACCCUUUCGUAAAAAAAAAAAUAAAUGCAAUAGUGUAAUGCACGCCUUAUUCAAGAAUGGCGACCGGCCAAUAUAGAUAAUUACAAUCAAUGUCGCUUUCAUUUGUCCUCAGGGCUCUUAUAUGUGACCCUGUUUUUUAUGUAUACACGUAUCGACUACACCCUAUAGUGCAGCAAUAAACAUUUACACACCGUGUAUAAAUUUUUUUUUUUUUAUAAUGUGACUUUCACGUAACCCAUUAGAAUAUAUUAUUAUAGGUAGGUAUAGAUAGUAUAAUAGGUAUACCUGCAUAUUAUUAUUAUUGUUUUUAGAUUAUGAGCGUAGCGACGAAUGUAUCGGUAUGAUGUAUGUGUGUGUGUGUGUGUGUGUGCGCGUGUUUUUCCUAUCGGUACACAACUUUUUUACCAUAAAUCUUGCUUCGGUCUUCAAGUGUAGUAUAUUUUCUGAAAGCAAUUUUUAGUUUUCUUAAUAAUUGAGAUAAAACGGCAGAAUGCUGUAUGUAUUGAAACCGGUUUGGUUUCAAUUAUUAUACUUAUAUUUUCUGAACGUGGUUUGUGACAUUUUCAAACAUUUUAGCAACUUAUGAGCUGGUUAAAGCUUCAACAAUUGUUGAGUUUUAUUUAAUUUUAUGCAAAUAAAAUUGUGUAUACUAUACCAAAAAUAUUUAAAAAUUCAACAAGGUUCAUCGAUUUGGUAUGUAUAGUGGUAAAAAAAAAAGUAUUCAUUUUUUCGAUAAGCUUUUUUUUUAGCUCAAAUUCUGACGAAAAUCAUAAAAAUCAUUGCAUUCCAAAACAUGUUCAAACGAACUUCGUUCAGAAUUAUUUUUCGUUACGUUAAUUAUUUAUCAUUGUAUACAGAUAUAAAUCAAAUAACUCUAUAAGCGUCCUGGUACCUUUCCAACGUCCCGCCUACCACAGUAUCACACCCGGCAUGCUAUUGGCCGUAUAUAUCAGCUUUUUUUUGUUUUUUAAUCAUUUCUGCGUCGAUUUUACGAGGGGUCGCGACGACGACGUUGCGGUUUUUUUUUUAAAAAAUUUUUUUUCAAUUGACUCGGAGCGCGCUGAAGUUUGCAAAAAUCGUCGUGUUGACCCCCGUGACCGCUGGGUACACGGUUAUUAUUAUACAUAGACGCGGUUUAUACAACGAGAAAGCGUUCGUGGAAAAUAAAAAAAUACGAUCGUCGUCUUCGUAUUAUAAUAAUAAUAAUAAUAAUAAUAUUAUUAUAGGUAUAUUACCGCAGCGGCGUCGGCGUCGUUGUGUUACGAUUCUACCGUGGUCGGGGGGAGGGAUCGGGGGAAUGGAAAAAAUAAAAUUUGCAUUAUCAGUUUUUACGAUUAGGCAGGAAAAUAAUAAAUUGUGUUGUGCGUGUGUGCGCGCGCGCACAAAACUUACUCAGUAGAGAGAGAGAGAGAGAGAGAAAAAGAAAAAAAACCGCAUUCCAUGUGGUUAUCUCAUCUCGUGAGCUCAGAAACAGCGCGCGUUGCUCGGUGUACGGUGGUGGUGCCGCGCGUGUAUUAUAUUAUUAUUAUUAUACAGUAGGACUCCCUGUUUUGCCGGUCGGAAACCAGUUCCCAAGGACGCGCGCGCAUGCUUAUAAUACCGUCGCUAUACGAUAUUAUAUUUUAUAUAUACACGCGGGUAUAUUAUAUACUUUCAUUUAAUUAUUACAAAAAAUCGAAUAAAAAAAAAAAAAAAAAAAAAAAAAAAUCAAAUCGUAUUCGUAUCGUAUUAUGUUAUAAUAUAGCGGUUGCGGUGUAUAAGGCGGCGCACGUACAGAUGUAAAUUAUACGAAAUUGUUGUAUACGACCCGUAGAAACGCGUAUGCCUAUAUAGAUAUAAUAUGUUAUGUGUGCGUGUGUGUGUGUGUGUAGAAAGGCAGACAAGUUCCUCCGUGUAUUUGGUUUGUCACUGUGGCCCGUGCUGCUGCAUCAUCGGUAUAAUAAUUGUAUAGUUUGAUAUAAUAAUAUUUGUGAUGGGCACGACCGAACUACGGCGUUUUACUAUUGCACUGUGUUCGAUAGGUUCGAAAACUGCUUCGAAUCGCUAUGGUAUUCGGUUACGGGAAAAACGAUUCGAUUGUUUUUUUUUUUUGAAAUAUUCGUUAUAGUCUUUCCGAAUAAAAGUGCCGGGAAAAAAACAAAUAUAUUAUCCUAAUGAAAUAUUCAAUAGUUUAAGUGGACGUUUUACCCGCAUAUACUGUCUUAGUCCAACUACCGGGGAACCCGCAAAAACAAUUCUUACGUAGAAUAAGUAAAACUAGCUUAGUUUUGAUUUUGGAGUAAAAGUACCUUUUAUGAAAUGUAUAGAGAACAAUAUUUUGGAGGUGAUAUCAAAGGUGUUUUUUGAUUGUAUUUUUUAUACCGAGCUUUAUAUUUUGAAUAGUGCAAAAACCCUGUGAUAUUUGUUUCGAAAUAUUGUUCUCUAUAAAUUUCGUUCUAUGUACUUUUACUCUAAAAUCAAAAUUAAGCUAGUUUUACUUAUUCUGCGUAAGCAUUAUUUUUGCAUGUUACUCGGUAGAUAUACUUGAGACAGUAGAUGUGAGUAUAACGUCAUCUUGAUGAUUUUUUGAUAUUUUUAUUUUUAAAUAAGAUAUAAGUAUGUUAAAUAUCACAAUUUAAAAAUGAUUAUAUCUUGCUUAAAAAUUAAAAUACCGAAAAAAACAUCAACGCCAGGGCAAAUAUAAUCUUCUUACCUUUAAGUAUGGUAAUAAGUUAAUUUGCUUUAAUAUUAAAACUGACGGCACAAAAUGUGUCCUACUGAACGUAAAUUUGUCAUGUCUCGCGUUUGUAAGAUGGAAACGGUAGAUCUCAGUGUGGUGUUUUCUUAAAGAGAAACUAUUCGGAAGUGUGUGCAUUUACUAACGAUAAUAAUGCAACGGAGUCAUCCCAGUAUGGUAUCAUAAUAAAGAUUAUUACGUCGGGGGUUUCCAAAAGCUUUUUGGAUCGCUGCUUCUUAGGACAACUUCAUAUUGUUUUAAUUAUUAUUUGAACGUAAGUGAAGCGUAGUGCUCGAACUAAUUGCAUUACAAAGUUACUGAAAUCGAUUGCAUUAUAUUGCUCUAAAAAUGGUCUGUUUAAUUAACAUAAAUAUUAUGUAUUGCAAUAAACAUAACAAUAAUUUUAAGAAAAAUCGGUAUUGCUUACAGGGUUAGGCCUCUACAGCUGUAAACGGGCAUAGUUGGAAAGUGGAAUAUAACUGCAGGGUAAUUCAGUUUUUAACGAUAAAUCGUUGCAAACGAAAAACGAUCGUGAGCAGAGUAGUGUUUUUUCUUUGUUGCCAUAAAGAACCCGGGAAUCAAUAAAAAUCAAAAACAAAAUAAUAGAACAUAGAGAACGAACUGCUGAAAAUUUCAAUAAAUGUUUCAAUUAAAGUACCACUGGGCAAAAAAUCUUCAUCUUUAAGUCAUGACACUGACAAAUCUGAGCAUUUCUAAUAACCGAAAAAAUCUUUUCCUAGAGAAAAAAAAACGAUACAAUUUAAUUUCAAAAUACACGUUAGCUGAACAAUAGUUGAAAAAUAUUAAAGUUUAUAUAAUUAAAUUAAAAAUACAUCUCAAUUUUGCUUAUCGCGAAACAAUAGUUGGUACCGAACGUUAGCAUUUCAUUCAUUAUUUAACAAAAGUUUAUCCGACUUGUUAAAAAUACGCAAAAACAUAUACUUAUAUAAAAUUGCACUAAAAUCGAAAUUAGGUAUCAUAAAAAAUAAUGUAUCGAAAAAUUGCGAAAUCGAUAUAGUUCGAGCCUCAGUAGUAUGUAUCCAUACAUAGUGGCUUUCUCUAUACUAUUAUUCUCAUUUUGAAAGUAUCGGUAAGCGCAUUGUAAUUCGUAUAUUUUUCGUGUUCCACUUGGAGCCGUAUAUACACGGUUCUUUUAUCAAAUCACUGUUGUCAUUGUUGAAAGGAACUAUUUUGGAGGCCCAUGCGUCUUCCUGGUCGGGCAACCCGCGGUUACAAUUAUCAGCUGUACUCGGGUGUACUCGCACGGUGAUCGGAUUCGUGCGUUUUGAAAACAAAAAUAAUACACAAAUUUCGCGUCGAUUGUUGCGUACUGCACACGCGAUUUACGUCUAUUAAACCCGGACGUGUUUAAAUAUCGUCGUUAUACGGACCGAGGCUUAUACAAAAAUGUAAACUCGUAAGCGGAUUCGACGGAUUUUUUCGCACAAUACGGUUUUUGUUUUGCUUCCAACGUUCACGAGCCGCGAAUGUACAAUAUAAACGCAUAUUUUAAUAUUAUAUUAUUCACUUCGAUAAUAACGCGCACGCGUUACUUGUAUAUUUCAUUAUCACCUAUAUUAGGCGGAUAUUAUUUUAAAAAUACAAAAUCAUUUCGAGACCGCGCCUCCGUGUGUGCGUGUGUGUGUGUGUGUGUGUGUUUUUUUGCAUUAUCCAUAGAUACUAUACAUUAUUAUGAUAUUAUUUUAAUAAUAUCGAAUAUAACGUUAUUUAGAACGUAUGCGUGAAAAACACCGAAACGGCUAUAUUAUUAUUAUUAUUAUUGUUAUUAUUAUUACCAGCCGUGUGCGUAUAUUAUUUUGUACGCACAAAACAAAUCACGUACCUAUACUUUUAUAGUGUAUAAUGCAUAUUAUAUUAUUAUUACUCGCUAGCGCAGAACAAUAUAAUAUAAUAUAUUAUACUAAAAGUAAUUAUAAUGCAUUCGUUUUCGAUCCUAUUAUUGAGUUUUAAUUAGUUUUAAACUAUUUUUAAUGAAGCCUAUAAUAUAAUAUGCCCAAACUAAUCAUGCAUAGGCGUGUGUAGAUGUUUUAUAUCCGAUUAAAAAUUUUUUAACCUAUAUAACUAUUUUAACCUAUAACAUAACCUACUAUUAUUAUAAGUAGGCCUUCUGUGAUUGUGUUGAAAGCACCGAAAAACCUUAGAAAAAAAUUGUAGGUAUAAUCUCCGAAUAAUAAUGCACUUUAUUUUUUAUCUUAUUAAUAUUUCAACCCGGACUUGCAUAGAUGAACGAUAAUACUCGAAUAAACUUUUUAAACCACUUUUUUUCACACUUUAUCGCAUUGUUUAAGUAAAACUGUGACGGUUAAAUAAUUGUGGAAAACAAUUUGUUGACGGUUUAGAAAACCGCGAGCCACUCAAUUUUUAUUAAGCAUUUAUGUGAGUUAGGUACCUUUUCCAUUGUAUUUCCGUGUGCCGGACAUUAAAAUUCAAUAAUAUUUUUACUGUAUCUGUACAAACCAAGGCUUAUUUUUUGUUAUUUUGCAAACAGACUCGUAUUACGGAAACCCCCCACCUCUCGGCGUCAAAAUAUAAUGUACUCCCUCACCUUUUACUACCGCACUACUCUUAAACUUAAACAGUAAAUUUGUAUAGCAUGUCGAUAUUUUUUUUUUUUUUAAAUAUCGGCACGUGUUUUCAACUUGAAGUUUACCACAAAACAAUUAAUACUGAAGUAAAAUUGUCGGAUUUCAUUUCUCUUCCAAAUCUCAAAAGUUCACUACACGUAUAUUCGUUGUCCGUGUGUUUAUACACGCUAAAACAGCAGUUAUACUUGCAGUGAAUCUUAGGUUGUCCGGUAACAACUCGGAUACCAACCAAACACCUGCAGGGUCUUAUAAUGUAGGACCUAAACAUGUAUGUUAUCUAUAUCCGAAAGUUCUCUCUCUGUCUCUCUCGUUGCCACUGUUAACGUUUAACACAUAGUACUCUACGAUGCACGUAGACGACCCUAAGUUCAGUUUUCUUUAACAAUGUGUAAUGUACAACAACUACGCCCUCGAGUGUAAAAUCGGCGGUACCCCCGGCGAUUAUUACCAUCGUUGUACUGAAGUUUCGUUAAAACAUCCUGUAGGAAAUACAAACACGUCCGUCGAUAAUAAUAUACAAAUAUUGUUUGUCGUCUCGACACGACAUUGAACUUGCACCGCGUGUUGUAAUAUUACGCACAAUUAGAAAUGAAUAUAUCGCAUUAAUUAUACGCGGUCUCCCGUUACCCGUACGUAUUACCGCGCGGUGCUCGCGUUCGUUGUCUGUCAUUAUCACCGAAUAUCAUAACGGUCUAUUACCUGUUUGUCUUACUGUCCGUGUUGUGGCGUUCCUAUCUGUAUUAUUAUUGUUAUUAUUAUUAUUGUUAUUAUUACGGCGACAACGUUGGGCCGCGGUCGCUCGAUGGCUCCGCUCGCUCACGGACACCAGUAAUGAUAAUGAUAAUCGACAGAGAUAAUAUCAUUGACUACGGCGGUAUGAUAAUAACAUAUUGGUGGUCGAUUAUUUGACAACGGCCCGGGCCCCCGCCGCCGAAUAACACGGGCAGCUAUAAUGUAUAUGCCUCCACGACCCCGCGGGUUGUGCCGCGCACAACAGGUACCCGUCGAAACGUUAACUAUGCGGCGCGUUAUUAACAAUCUAUCACGACGGAAUUUAUUUACGGCGGCGGAGACGACGCGCGCCCGUGUGUGUGUGUGUGUGUGUGUGUGUGUGCCUGCAGUAUUCCGUGUCGUCUCCCCGUGCCUUGUUCUCGUUUAAACGAUGAUGAUAAUAAUCAAAAUCAAAAUCAAACUCCUAACGAAAACGUCGAUCUCCCCGUCGUCGUCUCUGUAUCCUACGUAAUAUCUAUGGUAAUAACAAUGAUAUUAUAGAGACGUAAACGAAGACGAAAAUCAGUGGACAGUUCACGAUGCAGUACCGUGUAUUCGUCGACCUUGAAAUGUUGACGAGGAAAUUAUUACUCGGGGAUACAUAAACCGAUAGCCGAUGUCGGUGCGGUAUCGGGUUUUUUUUUUCUUCAAAAACGAUAUUUGUAUCGAUAUCGUUAAAAAAAAAAAUCCAAAUAUAAUAUCAUAAAAUGUAUAGGUGUACAAUAUUUGUGUUUGUUAGUAAAAGGACAUUAGCACGGUUUUUCGCUCUCACUACAUAUUUUCUUAUUGCCGUCAUUAAGGGCAUUGGAAGCGGCGAUUUUCUGUCUUUGUUUUACCAACGUGCAACAGGAAUAUUUAGACGUGUUCUAUUUCCAACGUACCGAUUGGUCUAGUAAAGCGAUAAGAAUUCUGAAAACAGAUUUGAAUUCGUUAUCGAGUCUUCUUAAAAAUCGACUUUCUCACAUUUUCGAUUUUAUCCCCCAAAAUCCUAAAAAUGCCAUUAUAAAGGAGUAAUUAUAAACUUUCCCACGUUAUUGAUUUUAAUUUUUCUAAAAAUUAAAACAUUAAUUUUUUUUUAAAUUAUUUCUUUAGCAUGGAAUUUUUAGAAUUUAGGGGAGAAUAAAAUCAAACAUAUGAAAAAGUCGAUUUCAAGUAGACUUGAUGACAAAUUCAAAUAUGUUUUUAGAAUUCUUACUGCUUCAAAAAUCAAUCAGUACGUAGGAAAUAGAACACGUCUAAAUAUUCCUAUGUUGCACAAAGAAAAAGACAGAAAAUCACCAUUUCCUAUAUCCCCUUAACCACUAUUCUACACCAGUAUCAUUGAAUCUCAAUAAAAAUAAAACAUGAUAAUAUUCUUUUCGUGUUGAUAAGUGGUUCUUUAUAAAUUACAAUAAUUUAUUUUUCCAAUAUUCAACGAAAAUUCGUAAAAUUAUCUGGUUUGAUGUUUGUUUAUGUUUUUUCCUAUCCAAUAAUGCUUCCUUCCAAUUCUCUCCUGGUUUUACUAUUUCCACGUCUUCCUUCAGCCAAGCUUAUUAAUUUUUUUAUGAUAAUAUUAUUAUCGGUUUUUUUAUCGUUAGCAUAUUACAUCGGAUAUCGGUAAAAAGUGGUAUCACCGCUAGAGAAUCCGAGUCACGAAUUCUUGAUCUUGUUUAACCCAAUACUUAGAGCUUUCGGCGUCCGAAAAUCGGACCGACCACAGAUGAUGGGAUCCCUAUAUUGAACUCCCCACAACUCGGGUUGUUUUUUCGUUUUUGAUGAAAAUACUAACGGAAUUUAUUGUACACAUUGUAAUCUGCACACACCACAGAAGAUUUACCGAAUCUUUUCAAUUAUGAUUUUUUCGCUCAAUUUCCCAGAUUAAAACAACACUAAUCGUAUUACCGAAAUCGAAAACUCCGAUGUAUUUUAGAUUCUUAGUUUUACUAUGAUGUGUGCGUGUGUUUUCUGUUGCUGAUUUUCUGAAACUUUGUCUAGUCGGUAGCAGAGAUGGUUUUUUUUUUUGAUUUUUCUCGCAGUUUUCUAAACAAUUUACGACAAUAAAAGUUUUCGGUUAUUUUUGGAUUUCGUUAAAUGCUGUAAUUCGGUUAAAAAUACGUCGUAUAGACCUGAUAUUUUCCCAGAAUGUUUAUGUUCUUUGUGUAAACGCGGUCAAAUUUUCAAAACAUGGUGGUAAGUUCUAGCAGUUUAUAGGCAUCAUUCGUAUGUAAUUUUUUUGUGCUACCACGCCGACUGCCGCCCGCGGGGUGUUUAACGUCGUUAUAGCAUUAAUAUAUUAUUACCAUUAUUGUUAUUUGUAUUAUUAUAUUAUUGUCAUGUCCGAUUAUAAUUUUCUGAUACAUAUGUAGUCACGGUCAACGACGGUAACGACACAUACCCUCCGUGGGAAUUGAUUCGGAUCCAUUUACGUCGUCGUCGCUAACAAACAGAUAUUUUCAUUGUCGAAUUUCUUUUCGGCCGUGAACAACGAAAAUCGUUUCCUGCGCGCUAGCAUAGUGUUCAUUGAUCAUUUUUUUUUUUUUUUAUUUUCUUAUACGCGGUGCUGUAAAAUAUUUUUCUGCGACGGUAUUGUAUUGUGCGGUGCGAAUAUACCGACCACAAAUAUAAUAUUUGCGGGGGAGGGGAUCGACGUGUGGACGGAGACGCGACGUAACGUUUUGAAUUUCGUUUUUUUUUCCUCGCCAGAGAAUCGUAGGAAUUCGUGUCGCGCGUCUCCCCUCCUCUAUAAUGGGCAAUAUAAUAUCAUACUUUCGAUCUCUGGUGCUCACUCAAUAUCGGUCGGCAAUCGGUUAUUAUUAUCAUUAUUAUUAUUUAUUUUUUCUAAUGUUUUCGUUCACCGAUUACGACGAAUGAAUGAGAGCUGUCCGUCCGUCCGAGGACGGUACGCGACGCGACGUUUCUACCGCGGUCGUUUUCGUUUCGAUUUCUUUCGAUUUCGAUUUCUUUCGAUUUCUUUUGGGAAGUGAGUUUUCUAAUAAACGCACAAAAAUAUAUUAUACCGUCUUAUCUUUUCAUUUUGUUUUUCGCGUGCGAAAUUCGUAAAUUCGCCACUGGUCGAUGACGUCGAAAAUUUAAUUUUAUUGUCGUAUAGGUAGUUACGUUGACCGAAAAACUAGAUAAUAUAGAAAACGACAAAAAUGAUGACUAAAACGAAAAAAAAAUCUAUUAUCUUUAACAUUGCUCGAGGUCCUCCAAACGCGAUUUUUGUUUUUUGGAUUCUGAUCGUAGAUGCCCCGUAAUAUUUCUACCAGAAAUAUUCCUCCAUUCGAAAAAACUGUUUAAUAACAGUUCCUUUUAGUACUUUGAAUCUAAUCAGUCUAAAACAGUGGUGAUCAAUUUUUUUUUUUUAUAGAAGGUCGUAAAAAAAUAAUAAUUCUUGGCAGGCCAAGAAUUUAAACUUUUACUUUCAAAUUGAUAGAAUAUUAUAUUUUAUUGUGAGUACAGUAAAUAUGGUUAAUUAUUUAUUAUGUAUUGAUUGUUAUAAAUGAGAAAAAAAUGUGAAGUAUUAAACAUAUCUUUUUUUAAUGUUAGUGUUAUUUUUUUUGUCAAAGUUUGAUUUAAUACUCUGAUGGGUCGAGUAAUAAAUUAUCGCGGGCGGUAGUUGGUCUAAACCAACUUACCACUGGUCUAAAAGGACAUUAUUUGAUUUGACCCGUAGUAAUCAUCAAUCUUCUUAAUAAUAAUUGGCUAUCAAAACGGGUAAUUUUUUGUUAAUUAGUUAUUUUUUUGUUACGGUAACAACGGAAAACGCGACUUAUAUUAUUCCGUGCGGAAUCGUUCUUUAAUAAAUAAACUAUCGAUUUAUCGUUACACGCACGAACUAAAUUUUUUGGUUUGCCGGGUACUUAGUUGGGAAGAUAUCCUUUAUUCCCAACUACCCGUGUAUAACAGUGUAACAGUUUCCUACCCGCAUCCUAUUUUCAAGCUUGAACGUAAAAUAUGUCACCGAAACUAUUUGUUUUCGUAUAUAAUAUCGUAGGAUUCGAAAUUAACUCCGUUUAGCAUAACCAGUUUGUGUAAAUACCCGUAUACCAACUUAUAUUAUAUUUUGUACAUAGAAAGUAAAGGCGUCGUGACAUUUUCAUAAUUAAUUUGUUUGUGGCGUGCAGCAACAAUAAAAUCUUCAUUUUUUUGUUGUUAUUAAUCGCUAAAAAAACGUUUUUUUUUUUUUGGUCCUUACUAAAACGUUUUGAAUAUUAUUCAUCCGCAAACUCGCGACACACGACUAUAAAAUACAUCGAAUACCGCCGCUAUACGUAUUUAUUUUUUAUUUUUUAUUAUCUCGUUUCGUUUGUUUUUUUUUUUUAAAUUUCGUCUGAAGAAUAAACGAAUCCGUUAAAAAUUCUUCGGCGUAGAGUUUUUUUUUUUUUAUCAAUUCAAUGGUUCCGAUUAUUUGAAUGUUGUAACGAAUACACUGUACUAUGACGUAUACAGCGAUCACAGUGAAACAAAACAAAUCAAAUGUGAUUAGAAAAUAUUAUGACUAGUCAAUUCGACAUUUUCCAAAACUUUUGUUAUGCGUUCGAUAAUUUGACCUUGUGAUCGAAUACGCGCGUUAAACGAAAACAUCGCGUAUCUUAUUAAUAUUAUCAUUCCUCCUCUCCCCCCCCCCCCCCNNNNCCCCCCCCGACAUCUAUAGAAUAUAUUACGUGAAUUAAUAAGACUGUAUAAUUUUUUUUCACUGUGGCACUGUGUUACACCUAUUGAUUAUUAUUAUUAAUAGUUCGGUCUCGCGACGGAUAAAACCGGUCGACAGCGUUGGUUCGAAACUCUCGAUAAUAAUAUUUUCUAACUGGUUUAAAAUGGUAUUUUUUAUGAAUCAAUAUUCGUGUUUACGCGUAUUUUAUUUUGGCUGGUUCGUCGACCUAUCCGAACGCUCGUUGUUUCCGUCGAAUUCUAUAUUACAUCAUAAUAUCAAACGUAUAAUAAUAUAUUAUUCGGUUUUUUACGACAAUAUUCGGUUGCUUGCGUUUGCGUGGAGUUAAAGAAUAUUCGACUUAUUUUGGAAAUAUCGGAUUGCUGGGGUACUUUUGAGUUGAACGUAUUAAUUUGUCUUUAUUUUCAAACAGAGUUAUUUACAAUAAUUAUAUAGGCGUAAGCGAAUACGCGAAUCUUUAUAGUAAAAUCUUCUAACAUGCCCUUCGGUUUUAGAUUCGGGGCGUAGCGAGGGAUCUAUUGGUUCUACUAUAUAUUUUAUUUUUUUGCUUUAUACGAGUUCAAAAAUAAACAAACUUAAGGAACCGCGGUUAGUGGAUUUUUACAUAUCGUUUAGAAUAUUCUUAAUAAAAUUUUAUAUUCAAGGAUUUGUGCACGACGGUUUUUUUCCUCGCUCUUCGCUCAAAACACGCUUUACAGGAAAAUCUCUCGUAUGCCUCGUAUAAUGAAAAGAUUUAGAACGAAUUUUUUCUUUUUUCGAUAAAAAAGUGUAAAACUUCCUACGAUGCAUUGGUAUUCGAUUUUUUUAUUAUAUAACGUUUAAAGAUGUAAUUUUUAAAAUUUAAAUCCAAUACGUCCAAUGUCUUAUUUUUUUCAACUAGACAAAAAAGAUUAACGAGAUCGGUUCAUUCUACGAGUCAUUAGAAUUUGUUUUCCUGUAAAGCUUUUUUUUUUUUUUAGAAAACAAAUUGCAGAGGCCCUUUAAGCAACGUCGUCACUAACAUAGUAUUUUGUUUACUAAUUUGUCUGUCUCCCGCGUUACAAAAUAUAACAACAAAAGCAAAGAAUAUAAUAUUCACUAUGGAUACCUACUAAAAUAUAUAUUUUUUGUUCAAAAUUUUCGUUUCUUAAUAAGUUAUUAUCGGAUAAAAUUAUGAGAAAUUAAGUAGAAUCAAAACACGCUACACACUUACAUAAUAUAUAUUGAUAAAAAAUCCCUUUGCCCUAGUACUCAAUUUCACGAUCCUAGAAAUGCGAAAUACCAUUGUCGUCAUAAUAUCGGUGUAGUGUGUAUGAAAACAAUAGUGUUGUUCCCCUAUACAGGGUAAUUUUUCUUUAUCGUGAACCACCAAUUUUCUCUGAGGAUUUUAAGUGGAUUUGAUUUCUUUUUUUCUUUUUUUUUUAAAGUAUUAUUGAAUCUAUUUAGCUUCAUUUUAAAACCAUUUUUAUUUGUUUACCCCUACUCCAAUCCAUAUACCAUUUAAAGUUUAGACUGGAGGAGUAGGGUAGGGUGCAAUCAUGCAAUUUAUUACCGUUCCCUACUCCUCCGGUCUAAACUUUAAACUGUUAUAACUCAUAAACAGUAAAUCUGAUAUUAGUGUUAUGCAUAUCAAAAUUCCUAGAAAAAUAUUUUCUAAUCAAAUCUGUGAUCAAAAAAAAAAGGGGGGGGGAGUUUUAGUUGAAAAACAAAAGAAUAUAAUUAUAGAUAUAGGUAUAUAGAUUAGGGGUAAAAAAUUAAAAACGGUAUUCAAAUAAAGCCUAACCGAUUCCACAAUGAUUUUAAAAAAAAUCACUCUGUAUAUUAAUAUUAUUAUCGUUUUGUUAAACCGGAUCGCGUAUUCCGGUCGUCGAAAGAACGGCAGAAUACGAUUAAAAUAAUGAAACCGUUUCUCGGAGUAAAUAUUUUACUUAUGUACUUAGUCGAUAAUAAUAAGAAUAAUAUUAUAUAGUCCAUAAUUAAUCGUCACGGACGAAUGGACUGAUAUUAUUAUUGCAAUGUAGGUGUAGGUGGACGGGUUGGUUCGCGCACUGUAGACCGCGAAAAAUGCGUUUUUACGCAGCAGUUCAACUACUGUUGAAAACUAUCAAAACCAAAUCGUAAAUUAUUAUUGUCGGCCAAUAACAUCCGUACCAGUUUUUUCGUUAUUAUUAUUGUUAUUGGUUUUUUCUUUUUAUUAUUCUUGAUCUAACGCGAGAACGACUGCAGCUAUCCAUUUUUUGUCGGUUCGUAGUUUAAUCAUCGUUUCGAAUAUUAUCGUCCGUAUAUUUUAAUAUCAUUACGAAUUACGUAUUUACAGACCCUAUCCGAGUUCGCGACUCAAGCCGAAAAGUAAAACUUAGUUAGUUUUAGGAAUUUUCGGAGAUCUGAGGUUUUUUAUUACAAAACAACGCUCCAAGAAAAUGUUGCAAGUGUAAACCUAAAACCUAGUGUUUCUAUGAUUUUAACGAUAAAGUGGCGUGCCGGAAGUCUGCUAAACUUUCGAUAUGGCAUAAUCUCAAAAUCUAUUAAACAACAAAAAAUAAAAAUUGACCGGACCUUACAUCAAAUUGUCGAGCAUAUCUGGAUCAGAUCUCUAUACGAUUUCCCACUAAAUUGCAACAACAAAAAAAUCAAAUUUGACGUUGAUAAAACCCCGUGUGAUGGAGUUGCGAAAAUAUUACCGGUUUCCUUAAUUUUUCUAUAUUUUAUCCCAUUAUUAAGAAAAGUAAGAGGAAUAUCAACAAAAAAAAUAAGUAAUUUUCCUGACGUCAUCGCUGCCAGAAAUCAUCACGGAUGUUGAUUAUUAGAUCAAGUCAUGAAAUCGUGGGAACAGAGAGGAAUAAUAAAGAACAAAGUUUUAAAAAAUAAAUGUUUAACCACCACGACUAUAAAAAGAAAAAAAACGGAAAAUUAUAGAUUAUCGUCAUUGAAAAUAUGAGUGCGUGCCAAAUGUCAAGUUGAUCGAACUUCGAUCACAAGUUUUACAUUUCUUCUUCGCGAGUAUAAGUUAAUAUAAAGCAUGGUAAAAAGCAUACGAUUAUCUGAAAUGUUUACUAAAGUUGUAACCUGUAUAUUCUAAAAAAGCCUGCAGUGCUCGACAAAUGAGUGCCAAAAUUAAUUUUUCAGAAAUUGUAGCACACCUUUAUCAUUUGUUUUAAGUGGAACGCACUGUACGGUACAUGUAGUUCUGCAUUUUUAUCAACUAAAUCAAAUAUAACAGAUACCGUUAUUGUGUACGUAUUCUAAUUUUCUCGACGGUUUUUCAAGGUUUUUCUUUUCCCCAUUCUUAAGAAAAGUACAAGAAAAAUCAAAAAAAUAUAUCCUCCUCAAUCCACCAAAAAAACUAAAAUAUGUUUCUAGGAAUUAGAAAUCACUCAUAAAGUGGAUGAUUGGAGCACGAUUUCUGAUUGAAAAGUGAUUAACUGACAGACAUAUUGAGUUAGGGAGAUGCGGAAGCAAAGUCCAUCAUGGCUUAGGUUGAGUACAAUAAUUGUAAGGGACGCUAAUUUAUUGUAAGUCUGUGGGUAUCUCCUGUUUUUUUUUUAAUUUGAGCGCUGACAAGAACUCUUUGAAGCAUAAUUUCUCCCUCGUAGAAAAGAAAAAGUAAUCGUAGUAAAUCGCUACCGACGGUCAGUCGCGUAUUUUUAGUUUAUACAAGUAAUUCGAAUAUAAUAUUAUCCUAAUGCUUUUGAAAUUCUUAAUAAUACAGAUUAAGAAUAAGAAUACAUAGGUCCGGAUUGAGUGCUUAUAAUAUGAGCUAUAUAAUAUCGAAUUAAUAAUACGUUACAGUUGUCGUCUUGCGAGUAUUAGACGAUUUAAUUAUUUUCAGAGAUUCAGAUUUGUGUUUGUCGCCGUAUUCGGCGGCCGUUAAAACCCGGUAGGUAAUCGUAUUAAUCGAUUUACAACAAAAAAGCGGCGAAACGAAACGGUUCACUACGUGCGCCUCCAGAGUCAACAUAAUAACAUACGCGUUUCCAUUCACGGUGUCCAUCGCCACGAAUAAUUGCGCAGACUUCGAGUCGUUUUUUUUUUUUUCCAAUCUUUCUUUACGGUACCUACCUACCUACCCGGUCGGUAAUUCAUAUGGUAUAGUUAAAUGUUGUAUUUUAUACGUACGACGACGCGAACGAAAGAAAAUAAUAAUAAUACGGAUAGGAAUAUUUUAUAUGGUGGGAGAGCGGAGAGAGGGAAAUGAUUUUCCGUUCGCUCUAAAUAGUAGUAAAUAAUAAUAAUAAUACGCUAGGCGGAAUCUAGGUUAUCGUGUUAUCGUUAUUAUAUACUCUUAGGUAUAUAUUAGUAUUUUUACGUGAACGAUUGACAUUACUGAAUUGUCAUUAUUUGUGCAGUGUUCUACGACGACGAAUAACGUUCGAAAGUUUUGAGCGAAUCGCAUUUUUUAUAAAAAAAAAAAAAAAAACAAUAUAUUUACGGACAUACUUUGCACGUUGGAUGGGCCACUGUUGUAGGUGAAAAUAGUUUGGAAGGUAUAGGAGGGAAAUUUAAUGUAUAUCUGUAUACGCAACGAUUAAUCUUCGCUGACGAAAAACGAUUCUGAGCGGAGUUUGGUUACACGUGUUUUAAAAGGCCGUAAUAUUUUCGAUUUGAAAAUAAUAUUAUACAUUCAGUACGUUUUCCCGAUCUCGCUCAGCUCAGAAUCUAAAAUAGGUCAAUCGAAUAAAUGGCACACGUUCGUGGUUCGUAAUUGACGUUGGAAAUAGGCCGUCUCGGAAUCUUGAAUAAACACAGUUUUUUCCGAUAAUAAUUAUAUUAAGUGCCAUAUUAUUAUUAUUAUUAUUAUUAUCGAUUAAAACACCUGUGUUUAAAUUUUUUGAUUCCGUUCGAAUUCAAAAUACAAAUCCAUCGACACUGACGAGAGCUGGCGCCUGGUUAGAGUUCAUUAUGUUUUUAUUCAUUGCACAUUAGUUAUGAUCAAAAAAGAAAACAAAAAUGCCCCCUGAAUUUUUCGUGAUUGGUUAUUUCACAAUUGCCACAGUUUCACUCAGCAGUAUAAAUCUCUAAAAUACAAUAUACUCUGCGAUGUGUGUUCUUCCGAAAAACGAUAUUGUUUGAUACUAGGAGAAGUGUUCAAAAAGAGAAAUGAGUCUUUGUGACACGUACAAAAACAUAGUUUUUUCGUAUUUCGAUUAUUAUUUAAUAAAAUAUUAUAAUAUGAAUAUAAUUUGACGUUAAUUGUCAUUGACCGUGAUUUUUUUUUUCAGAAUGGAGAUCGAAUCGUAUGGGAAUUUCAUCAAGUAACUCUGAACCGCGUUCCCGGUUACGGGUUCGGUAUCGCCGUGAGUGGUGGCCGGGACAAUCCGCAUUUUGCAAACGGCGACCCUUCAAUAGCCGUGUCCGAUGUUUUGAAAUCUGGUCCUGCCGAAGGAAAACUAAUGUAAGUGUGUCAUAUAGUAAUAAUUUUGUUUUAAAAUGUUGUUAAUUUAAUUUUUUAAUUUUUUUCACAGGGUCAAUGAUAGGAUAAUGACUGCUAACGGUGUGUCGCUGGACAAUGUUGAAUACGGUACAGCCGUUGCCGUGUUGAGGGAAUGCGGUGAAAACGUGACGUUGUCGCUGAGACGCCGUUUGGUGUUACCUUCCAAUACGCCACACACACUGCGUAUUCAUAUGACUAAAACUAGAAAAAAAGACGGUACUUAAGACAGAUAAUGGAUAAUAAGAUUAUUAUUAUAUAUUAUUAUACCCAGUUAUAAUUAUUUUUUUCUAAAUUUAGACUUUGGAAUAGUUUUGGGCAGUAGAAUAUUUAUCAAAGAAGGCACAAAAGGUGGUGAUAAUUGUGUUCAAGAGGGUGAUGUUUUGUUGAAGAUCAACAAUCAUGCUGUCACGGAUGGCAUGACGCUCAAAGAAGCGAGAAGAUUAAUUGAAUCUGCCAAAGACAAACUAAGUUUAACGGUGCGUAGAGAAGGUAGUACCAAUGGAAAUUUACAAUAUUCUGGUUCAUCAGAGCCGACGUCUUUGCAAGCCAAAGGUAACAAAAAAAAACAUUUAAAUAUUUAAUUUAUUUUGAUAAUUAUUGUUUUUUACCCAAUUGUUAUUCUUGUUUGUCUAUUUAUAGAAAACAAUAACUAUAUGGAAGGUAUAAAUGGUUCGGCAUAUCCGUCACAAAACCUCUAUGUACAACCACCCAGUAGAACUAUGAUUGAAGAAGCCAAAAGUAAUUUGGCUCCUCGAGGUCGAUCCCGUAAUCCACUGUUAGAUUCUGUUUCUUUGAGUCAAUUGGACAGGCCAACUUCUGCUAUGGAUAACAAUACAUCUGGUAAGUCAUUUAUUUUUUAUUGAAUAUAACAAUUUUAAUUAAUACAAAUCUUUUAAUUUAGCCAAUAAUUUACAUAAUGGCGAUUUGGGACCUACAUAUAAUCAUGGUCGUAGCAGAAGUGGUACUGAGGAUCAUUCAGAACCUCCUCGACCUCCGCCUCCAAGACCUGAAGGUAGUUGAAAAUAUAUGAUUAAUUUACACAUUUUUUUUUUUAUUAAAUUAUUUGUCAUUUAAUAACGUUAAAUUAAUAUUGUUAAUACUUAAAAUUACUGUUUAUUAAUUUCACAGAUUAUUAUAGUACAACUAGACAGUUUUAUGAUGAUUCAUUACCUCAAAGAUCCAAACAUUUAAAGUAAAUUGCCAAACAAAUAAUUACUAGUUGAUUAAUAGGCGUGUUUAAGUUUUUAAUUUAAAUUUUUUUAGACCUGAUCCACGAUUUAUUACAUUCCAAAAAGAGGGAUCUGUUGGUAUUCGACUUACAGGCGGCAAUGAAGUUGGUAUAUUUGUUACUGCUGUCCAGCCAGGAAGCCCAGCAUUCACACAAGGUCUACAACCGGGGGAUAAAAUAUUAAAAGUAAAUGAUAUGGACAUGAAAGGAGUAACUCGUGAAGAAGCUGUGUUAUUUUUAUUGAGUCUUCAAGAUCAAAUUCAUCUUAUUGUACAACACCGGCGCGAUCAAUAUGAACAAAUUAUGACUAAUCAACGAGGCGAUUCAUUCCAUAUCAAGUAAUUAAAUAUAAAGCAUCAAUAAAUGACUAGGACAUUUUUUAAACAUAAUAUUUCUAUAUUUUGUAGGACCCAUUUUGACUACGAACAACCAAACAAAGGUGAAAUGAGCUUUUGCAAAGGUGAUGUAUUCCAUGUAAUGGACACAUUACAUAAUGGGGUAGUUGGUUCUUGGCAAGUGUUCCGUAUCGGAAGAAACAAUCAAGAAGUUCAAAAAGGAAUUAUUCCAAACAAAGCCAAAGCAGAAGAAUUAGCAACAGCACAGUUUAAUGCCACUAAGAAAGAGAUGAACGCUUCUGAGAGCAAAGGAGGUUUCUUUAGACGGCGAAAAAACAAUCAUCGAAGAUCAAAAUCAUUAAGCAAGGUAAAAAAAAAAUUUGAUAUUAUUUAAAAGAAAUUUAUUUAAUUUAAUUUGGUUGUGGUUUACAGGAAAACUGGGAUGAUGUGGUAUUUGGGGAUAGCAUAAGCAAGUUUCCAGCUUAUGAAAAGGUGGUACUUAGUCAUACAGGAUUUGUACGACCAGUUGUUUUGUUUGGACCUAUAUCAGACAUUGCUCGAGAAAAACUUACCAAGGACUUCCCAGAUAAAUUCCUGUCUCCUCGUGAGUACAAAUAAAAAACAAAAUUUAAAUAGUCAUUAACCAAUAUUCAAUAGUAACUUAUUUGGUUGGUUUGUUAGAACUCGAAAACAAUACUACUGAUGGAAGCAAAAAAAUCAGUGGCAUAAUAAGACUGAGUGCUAUUCGUGAUAUUAUGGAUAGAGGAAAACAUGCUCUCUUGGAUGUCACACCAAAUGCUGUUGAUCGUUUAAAUUAUGCUCAAUUUUAUCCUAUUGUCAUUAUGUUACGCGCAGAUAACAAACAAGUGAUCAAAGAACUCCGUGCCGGAUUACCAAAGUAAUAUUCAAUAUUUAAUAAUUUUCUAUAUUAUCAUAAUACUGAUAAGACACAUGUUUUAUAGAACUGCACAUAAGAGCAGUAAGAAACUAUUAGAGCAAUGUCAGAAAUUAGAAAAAGUGUGGUCACAUGUUUUUACUUCUUCACUGACUUUAAAUGGAGGAGAUGCCUGGUAUCGUAAGCUAAGAGAAUUAAUUGAUAAGCACCAAAGUUCACCGACUUGGGUCAGCGAAACAAAGGUACUUAUAUGUUUUUUUGUCAUAAUAUUUACAACACUGAAUUUUAAAGGAAGCUUAAAAACACUAUUCUAAAAUGUUCAAAUAUUGUUUAUAGACUGUAGAUUUCCUUUCUGAUCUUUAUCUACUUCCUAUGUCAUAUCCAUUUUGUGACCCUUAUGUUAUCUCUAACGAAAUUGAUUAUGCCAGAAGAUCUAAUGAUUUUUUUGGCUACAUCUAAAAUGUAUAGAAUAAUUAAUUACACGUGUGUUCUUAUGCUGCUAUUAAUAAUAAUUUAUAUUGCAUGAUUAAUAGUUUAAACAUAAUUUUACUAUUUAUUGUUUAACCUCAAAUAAAAACAAAAAUAUUUUAUCAACUAUAUCAUACUACUUGUUAACCUCUUAUAAUUAUUGUUUUAAUUAUAGAUCAGAUUUUUAAUAACAUUGUUCUCGAUUAUAAAAUAUUUAAUACAUUAAAUAUCUUAUUUAUUAUUUUGACAUAGUAUAAACAAUACUGUGUUCCUAUUUAUUAAUAGUUAAUAAUCAACUAACUAUAAUAUUGUGUUCUUGAUUAAUGUUUUUUUUUUUUUUUAAUUUGUGUUUGUAAAAAAAUUAACUGAUUUAUGUUUUGUGAAUUACUAACAUGUGUUGUUUUGUGUAUGUGGCAUGCAUUAUGUAUUCAGCCUGAAGAAAACCUGUCUGAUGACUUGUUAUUCCCAAUGACCUCCUUACGUCUAUCAUAUGCAUCAUCUCCUGAAAGUGAUAUGGAAACUAGUAACACAACCUUAGCAUCUCCAACUUCUACCACAGCAGCCAGUCCAUCUGCAAUUAUUGGUUCAAGACUUGUAAAGAGUUCCAGUGAUCCAAGCAUUACAACCCAGGACGAUUCUGCCAUCCCUAAUUAUAAUCCACCCCCGCCAUAUUCGCCAUCAGUGUUCAAACAAGUAUGGAUUAACUAUUGACUAUUGAGUACAAUAUUAUAUGUUAAAAUUAAAAUAAUUUAAUAAUACAAAUUUGUAGUUAAGUUGUAUUGUUUUAAUCUAAAAAUAUAAUGGUUUAGGCAAAACAUGUUAGUCUCCAGCUUAUAAACUGUAUUAAAUUGUAUUUUUUACAGUAUUUAAUAAAAAUAUUGUUUUUAUUUUGACAGGCGAGUUAUGAGCCUCCACAAACAUUACGUAUGGCUGGACCACCCACUCAUACAACAUUAAUGGUGAACGGUAACGGACCACCAGACUUGCCACCUCGAGUUGAUAGAAACACAAAGCCAAUGCACGGACAUCGCGCAAAUGGACAAAGAUCAGCUACUGAUAGACUAUUUAGCCCAAACGGCAUAGAUGAAAUACCCAAUUACAUAAACGCAACUCCUCACCAUCAAAGGACCCACACCAGCACUAGUAAACAGGUACAUUACUGUAAAUAAUUGCUUUAACUAAAUAUUAACUAAAUGUGUUUGUCUUCUAGUUGUAUGAUAUGCACAACAGUUAUGACAGUGUGUCGUCGUAUGACAGUUAUGGUGUACGUAUGAAUGGCGGCAGCAAUGGCAGUGCAAACUUGUCUACUACUUUGUGUUCUAAUUCACAAGACGAUCUUAAGUCUGGCAGUAAUAACACUUUGGGUAGACAUCAUGAUCCUUAUAGGUUUACCAGAUCAACUCAACAACCAGUUGAUACUAAAAUGUCAGAUUAUCCAAAAUACAGGUAGGUUAACCUAAUAUAUAUAAAUUUUUUAACAUUUGAAAAAUAUAUUAAAUUUAAAUUUUUAAUUUUAUAGGGUUAUUUCAAAAUUAAAAACAUUAGAAUUUUAUAGAAGUUUAAAUAUAAUUGAUCCGAUAAAUGAUAUAUCUUAUCUGUGUGAAAGAUUAAUUAUAUGAAUUAGAUAAUAUUAGAUAAAAUCUGUGAUACUUCCUUUACUAUUAGAUAGUACCUGUAACUAAUUGUUUAAUAAUUAGAUCUAUAUGUAUUUAUUUAGUUCUAUGUUGUGUUGUGUUUUAUUUUGUACCUACCUUGUUUGUUUGUAGACCUCCGGGCGGUACCACUGGAGGUAUGAUUGAAUAUGCCACUAGUAAACCACUUCCGUUGCCAAAAUCACCUCCCCAACCACAACAAUCCUACAAACCUGUUCCACCUCCGAAACCAAAAAAUUAUCGUCCACCAGUUCAGCAACAGCAACAACAAACACAACAAUAUUACCAACCACCACCCAGCAAUGGUUUCCAGCACUCUAAAUCAUUCAGCAUGGCAGACAGCACUUAUUCAUCACAUAUGUCUAAUGGGGUGGGUCUAAUUGUUAUCACUUGUUUAUUAAUUCAUUUAUGAUUUGUUUUUUAUAAACCUAUAAAAAUGAAUAUAUGUAAUAUGGACAUUUAUUCAAUUACAGAUGCCUUCAUCACCCAGUAAGUACUCAUCAGAAUCAACAGACGUAAACACUGCUGAUUCGGGCCACGGUAGUAGUUUGGAUAGAGGAUAUGAUCGUCGUGGUGUUAAUGGACAGCAGCCUUUACAGCAAAUGGAUCGAAAUCAUGUGUACUACAAACAGCACAGAGAUCCUAAUACACUGGACUUGACACAGCAUCGAGAUCAACGAGGUAGUGCAUUUGAACUGUACAAAAAGCCGUCAGUUGCUGGUGAUCAUAGAAUGUCGAAUGGAAGUGACCUUAGAAUUUCAAAUGGAGUUGACCACAGGAUGUCGAAUGGUGGUGACCACAGGAUGUCGAAUGGUGGUGAUCACAGGAUGUCCAAUGGCGGUGGUCAUUAUAAUGUUGAUGCACUUCGGUGA